This is a messenger RNA of Podarcis lilfordi (Lilford's wall lizard), 60072 nucleotides long. The record is from the annotation of a GenBank genome assembly. NCBI's taxonomy places the organism in Eukaryota, Metazoa, Chordata, Lepidosauria, Squamata, Lacertidae.
AUGCCUGCUAGUAAACGCCACAGGGACCCAGAGGAUGUAGCUCUCUCACUGGUUCCCAAACAAUCUAAAAUAGAGGACUUUUUUAACAAAUCUGCUUUUAUAGUUCCAACAAAAAAACGGUUUUCUCCUCUUGAAGAUGAUUGUGAGUGUGGGGAGAGUAUUCAAGGUGAGAGCGUGGAACUGGAUCCAGCAAUGGGGCAAGCUGAUCCUGUGCUCCUCAGAGAGGAAGGAAUAACAAGUAGGGAGAGCACCCAAUUAACUCUAAUUGCAAGAACGGUUGAGCAUAUCUUCCAGCAAAUUAGAGGUAAUGCCUCUCAAAUAACCCAAUUAUCCAGAGAGGUCCACAGUUUAUCAGUUAAUAACAAGCAGGCAUCAACAGAACACCAUAGUACCAAAGGAAAUUGGCGACAACAAGAGCAGACCCCUAAGCUCAACAUAGAACGUGCAGAGGCUCUCAAAACAAACUCUUCUUAUUUAAUCUUCCAACCAAAAAAGAUCUGCAUGACAAUUUGUGGAAGGCCAGAUCAAACUCCUAGCUGGAAAGGUGCCCAGCAUUCCAAACAACAUUUAUCAGACUUACUUGGCAUUGGACUUACAGAGAUCGACCUCGUUAGGACUGAACUAUUGAAUACCACAAAUCAAAGCCAAAAAAUUAUGUUAACUUUUUCCUCUACUAGACUGCCCUCACUGAUUCACAAGCUGAAAUUCAGAUUGUCAAGCAGAGGAGUUUUUCCAACCUGGGUAUUUCACAAUUCUAUUGUUGCACCCUUAUGUAAGAUGAGGACUGGUGCUUCAGAGGGGCUCACAAAACCAAAGCCUGGAUCCCCAAUGGAAGUAAUGACAUCACAAAAAAACUUGACAGGUGGGGAGGAAACAGACAUGCCUGAGUUGAAUUCGCAGGAUCAUGCCCAACAUCAAAAUAACCAGGUGAGCCAAAAGGAACAGCCGAUUCCUCUAGACAAUUAUCUUCAGGAAUCUGAGCACUCUGUAAAUCCUUUGGAAGAGGAUUUUCUCCGCUCCUUUAGGAAUCUCCCUCAGGAAGAGCAACAAACAGUUAUCAAGAGGCUUGAUCUUAUGAGCCAGACAUUGAAAGAGAUUAAAGAACCGGAGGCAGAGAUUGAUAAUAGACCCAAUGGCCACAACAGAAUGAUAACUAUAGAACCACCGGAGUAUUGGACAAAGAUGAGAUAUUUAGAAGAGGAGGAGUCAGGAAAUACACCCAAGGAAUCCCCACUGGCAAGCAAUUUGCAAAGAAAAGGCCCAGUGAUUACAAAUGUGAGUACUUUAUGUACGAUGACUGAAAUAAUUGAACAUCUUGAUUAUUCCACUAGCAUUAGCAAUACUCUGUUGCCUCAAAAACUGGUAAACUCCGAGAGUACAUUGGCCAACAAUUGACUAAGAGUAAAUCACUGUAAAACAAUUAAACUUCUCUCAUGGAAUGUAACAGGGUGGAUGAACAAGAUCCAAGACAGUGAUUUCUGUUCUUAUCUACAAACACAUGAUAUCAUCUUUCUUCAAGAAACCUGGGCAAAAGAGGGCACUAUGGUUGAAUUACAGGGUUUUACAAGUUACACUCAACCAGCUCUUAGAACUGUAAAGUAUGAAAGGCCUAGUGGGGGGCUGGCGGUGCUGGUGUCAACCUCUCUUAAUGUAUCAAUUCAACAGUGUCCCUCGUUGACCACCCCUAAUUUUUUAGUGUUGUCCCUUUCUGAUAGUCUCCUGAGAAAUACUUAUUGCAUCUGUGUGUACAUACCUCCAGUAAAGUCUUGUGGGGAACUGAGAUCAUAUUGGGAUAAACUUGACCAACUACUCGAAAGUAUAGACUCUCUGUCACCUAACCCUCGGCUUGUCUUGGGAGGUGACUUCAAUGCCCGGAUCGGCCUUGUUUCCCCACAAAAUACAAUAUUAUCUGGACUAAACUUGGAGGACGAACCUGAAAUCUGUCAGAGGGCAGCAAUGGACACCACCUCUAAUCGCGCUGGGAAAUAUAUUUGUGAACUUAUAAUAAAGCAUAACCUUUUGUUAUGCAAUGGGCACGGUCAAGGGGAUCAAGAGGGUUAUUUUACUUUUAUCUCCCCCAGAGGAUUUACUAGCACCAUAGAUUAUAUCCUAACAUCUAAUAAUGUGCCAGUUAACCGAGUUACCUUCAGGAUAAUUCCCAGAGCUGAAAGUGACCACUUUCCACUUGAGUUAUCUCUGACAUCAUUCUUUUCUCCUGCCUUUCCUAAAUUACUGGAUGAAACAGAAUAUCUGAUACUUGGAAAUAGAAGGUUAAAAUGGAAUGCACAGGUCCAAGAAAAAAUGAUUCAGAUCCUGGAUUCCCAUGAAUUUGCUUUAUUAAAGGGGGAAAUGUUGUUAGACACAGGAAACAUAAUUGGACUUUAUGAGAACACAACCAACCAAUCAACCGAAUGCGCCCACUGAUGACCACAGCUAGUGUGAUAAAAAACAAAAAGUUUAAGAGACAGACUUGGUUUGAUAAGGAAUGUCAGAAUAGCAAAAAAUGCCUAGCUAGGGUACUUAGAAAAUUGAAGUUAAAACAGGAUAAGCACAAUCUUGCUCUACAAGCUGAGGUAGCCCAGUUACGAAACAAUUACAAAUUAUUACUUAAAAGCAAGAAACAAAUAUAUUAUGAACAACAGUGAAAAGAAUUGGGAGAUGCAGCACUUCAAAAGGACUCACGGAAAUUUUGGCAUCUGGUUGCCCAAGGCACAAAUGGGCUGGGCUACUCAUUAGAAGCAUCUGUCCAAGGAAAGGAUUGGGUGACAUAUUUUACAGAAAUAUAUGGCCCCUGUCCUGACCCACCCCCACAAGUUUACUAUACUCAGUUAUCUUAACUGCCAGAAUGGCUCAAUCAGAUUAAGAGGCUAAUCGCAAGCCAACUAGCUAAUAAAGCUCCAGGAGAAGACAUGAUCCCAAUGGAGAUCUAUAAGAUAAGACCUGAUUUCUGGUCACCCAUUUUUGCAAAAUUGUUUUCAUACAUUAACAGCUCAGGUCGCAUACCUGAAGGGUGGAAGUUGAGUAUAAUUGCCCCAAUAUAUAAAAAGGGUGAUAAGAAAAACCCUGCCAAUUAUAGACCCAUUAGUUUGUUAGAUGUAGCCUCCAAACUAUAUGCCAGGCUCCUUCUUGGGAGGCUAGAAGAAUGGGCAGAUACAAAUAAGGUGAUAUCUGAAGUCCAGGCAGGUUUCCAAAGAGGGAAUCCACAUUGGACCAGUGCUUUGUGCUGAACUUUCUGCUAUAUAAAUACAUCCACAAUUUGAAGCAAAAAUUAUAUGUUGCUUUUAUCGAUCUAAAGUCAGCUUUUGAUACGGUCCCAAGACACGCAUUGUGGCAAAAAUUGGAAAAGACAAAUAUAGACCUCCGUCUAUUAUUUCUCAUCAAAACAUUAUAUACUGACACAUCAAUACAAGUAAAGGUGGAUCUGGCUGGCCAUCUCACCACUAGAAUUAAGACCAUUACUGGAGUCAAACAGGGAUGCAUUUUGGCACCUUUCCUGUUCAAUUUUUAUAUUAAUGACAUGGUUAAAGAACUGGAGGGCCUACAGUUUGCCCCUGUCACAAUUCUCGAACAAAAACUCCCAGUUUUAAUGUAUGCUGAUGACCUAGUACUUGUAUCUAGAACCCAGGUGGGCCUGAGAUGGCUGCUUGCAAAAUUAAGUUCAUAUUGCACGAGGAAUGCUUUAUCUAUAAACUAUGAUAAGACGCAGGUCAUUGUAUUUGGGAAGCGUUCUAAAAAGCAUGUUUGGCACCUGGAUGAGCACAUCAUAAAGCAAGUAAAUAUGUUUAAAUACCUGGGAUUGAUUUAUUCAGAAACGGCAUCUUGGAAUACACAGCUAUCCAAUAUUAAAUUGCAAGCCUUUAAAUCAGCAAAAGCCAUUCUGAAAUUCGCUGCCUGUAAAGGUGGAAAUCUGGUCAACCCAGCUCUAUCUGUGUAUAAAGCAAAAACAAUGGCCCAGAUUUUAUAUGGUGCAGAGGUUUGGGGUACCGCAAAGGUCUCCGGUCUGGAACCCCCACAGAAUUAUUUUAUAAGAGUUCUUUUAGGUUUACCCAAAGACGUGCAAUCUGCCAUGGUCAGGUUGGAAACUCGCAUGUUGAGCAUAGAGAGCCAAAUAGAUAAAAGAAUUCUCUGUUACUGGUUUAGAGUUCAACAGAUGGACAACACUAGGCUACCAAAAAAAUGCCUGAUUGAGCUCUCAAAUGGAUUACCCCUUAAAAACUGGGUACAUCAUGCUGCCCAACUGAUGGGCAAAUAUGACCUCUCAGUGACUGAGAUUAAAGAACUCCCCUUAUAUUCACAGAAAAAUAUUUUUAAACGAACCAUAAGGGCAGUGGCAACUAAAAAUGAUCUAAACUCUAUGUGCACAUCUACAUGCGCCCCAUUGUAUUUUAAACUUAGAGAGGUCAAUGAACACACAUCUUAUUUUAAUGAAUUGACUUUUGCACAGCUUCGAAAAGCUUUUACAGAGCUACGACUAAAUACAAUAAGCUCUGCUUAUAGAGAUGGGAGACACAGAGGCAUACCAAAAAAUGAACGUGUUUGCAUUAGGGGAUGUUCUGAAGUAGAGGACCUUAUGCAUUAUAUCUUGCACUGUCCGUUAUAUAAUGAUGCAAGAAAAAGAUUUUUGGUACCUAUAAUGACAGGGUCCCCUGGCCAGAACCCCUUUGACAUGAUGUUAUAUCUCCUUGCAGACACAGAUAAGUAUGUGACCUGGCGGGUAGCACUUUUUGCAACUGCUGCUAGGAAAAUUAGAGCAAAUUAUAUAGCCAAGGUAGCCAUUAACUGUAAAGGAGAUGAAUUUAUUUGAUCCUAUCUAUCUACCUCAGGCUAUGCUCUUUGUCACCAAACUCUGAGUAUAAAUUGCACACUGUAUUAAUUGAUAUUGUUUUUAACAUUAGUGACCAUGUGAUGAUUUUAGCUCAUGAAUUUUAUUGUUUAAUGUUUUUAUUUGCACAUUGGGGUACUUUUAUAGCUUUGUUUAGAGUACGUAAUGUUUUAAUAAUAUAAAUGUUUUAAGUCUUUUUUUAUCAAUUCAGUAUAUUUUCUUUUAAUUGUCAAAUAAUUCUGUGUACAUUGCGGCAGCCUUUGGCUAUGUGCAAUAAAACUGACUGAGACUGAGACAUAUGAAAGAUAAUAUUAGAAAUAUAGUGGAUAUUCUGGAAAGAUUAGAGACUAAGAGAAACACCAAAGCAUUAUUAAUGUUUAUUGAUGCGGAGAAAGCCUUUGAUAAUAUCUCUUGGCUUUUUAUGGGAAAAAAUUUGGAAAGUAUUGAGGUUGGUCAACAAUUUUUAAAUAGUAUCAAAGCGAUCUAUUCUGAACAAAAAGCUAAAAUUAUUAUUAAUAAUGUGGUAUCGGAAGAAAUUAAGAUUGAGAAAGGAACCAGGCAAGGGUGCCCACUUUCCCCUCUAUUAUUUAUUGUGGUCCUGGAGGUCUUGCUGAACAGUUUGAGAAAAGAAGAGAAAGUCAAGGGCAUUGUAGUGGGUACUAAGCAAUAUAAAUUAAAAGCCUUUGCUGAUGAUUUGGUUUUAACCUUACAGGAUCCAGAGACCAGUGCAGUAAAAGCACUGGAGAUGAUACAGGAGUAUGGGCAGCUGGCUGGUUUUAAAUUAAACAAGAGCAAAACCAAAGUAAUCGAUAAAAACUUAGAUAAAGUUGAAAGAAAAACCCUAAUAGAAAAAACAGGCCUAGCAUUUAUGAAGAAGGUUAAAUACUUGGGUGUGAAUUUAACAGUUAAGAAUUUGAAUUUGUAUAAAGAUAAUUAUGAGAAAAUAUGGAAUGAAAUAAAAAGAGAUUUAGAGAUUUGGUCAAACUUAAAAUUUUCACUUAUGGGACGAAUAUGGUUAAGAUGAAUGUAUUGCCAAAAAUGCUGUUUUUAUUUCAAACUUUACCUAUCAUUGAUAAUGUCAAAUUUUUAAAGAAUGUUUUAAAGAAUGGCAGAAGGCCCUGUCCAAAUUUAUCUGGCAAGGGAAAAAACCGAGAAUUAAGUAUAAAUUACUUACAGAUUCAAAAGAAAGAGGAGGCUUUUCCCUACCUGAUUUAAAGAUAUAUUUUGAGGCUGCGGCCUUCUGCUGGAUUAAAGAUUGGAUCAAUUUAGAAAAUGAGGACAUUUUGGACCUAGAAGUAUUGGACAAUAGGUUUGGCUGGCAUGCAUAUCUUUGGUAUGACAAAAUAAAGGCCCACAGUGGCUUUAAGAAUCAUAUAAUUAGGAAGGCACUUUUUAAUGUUUGGUCUAGAUAUCAGGAUCUUUUGGUAAGAAAAACACCCAAAUGGAUUUCACCAAUGGAAGCGCAGGCACACAAAAAAAAGCUUAAUAUGGAAAAUAAGUGGUUGAGAUACUCAGAUUUAUUGGUUGAAGAUGGGGAGGGAUUUAAGUUAAAAUCAUUUGAACAAAUCAAAGAUAAAGUAAAUUGGCUUCAAUAUUACCAAAUGAAUGAAUUAUUUAAGAUUGAUAAGAAAAAAGGUUUUGCAAUUGAGAAAACCAAACUGGAAACGGAGUUGUUAGAUACUAAUGUUAAAAAUUUGUCUAAAAUGUUUGUUAUUGGAGUGGCAUACAAAAGAUGAGCAAGCAAAAUCGGUUAUGAUUGAUUGGGCACAAGAUGUGGGACAUAAUAUAAUGAUGGAGGAUUGCGAGAGACUUUGGAAGAAAGGGGUUAAGUUUACUGCAUGUACAAUGCUAAAGGAAAAUAUUAUGAAAAUGAUGUAUAGAUGGUACUUAACCCCUGUUAAACUGGCGAAGAUCUACCACAAUUGUGAUAAUUUAUGCUGGAAAUGUAAAGAAAAGGAAGGUACUUUCUAUCAUAUAUGGUGGACUUGCUCCAAGGUAAAAGACUUCUGGGGAAAAAAUUAUAAUGAAUUAAAAAAUGAUGAAAUAUACAUUUAUGAAGAAACCAGAAGCCUUUCUCCUUGGAAUAACAGGUUCUGAACUGCCCCAAAAAGAUGUAAAAGUAUUUUUGUAUGCCACAACUGCUGCACAGAUUUUAUUAGCCAAGAAAUGGAAAACACAAGAAUUACCAACGGUAGAAGAAUGGCAGAUGAAGAUGAUGGAUUUUAUGGAGCUGGCUGACCUCACCGGGAGAAUCCGCGACCAGAAAGAAGAGGAACACCAAGAAGAUUGGGAGAAAUUUAAAGACUAUUUGAAUAAAUAUUGUAAUAUUAAAGAUAUGUAAUCACUUGAAAGAAACAAUUAGGCCUAGGAUUAAAAUGGAAUUCAAUUUACAAAUAAGAAAAUCUACGAUAAGGAAAGUUAUGUAACAUGAUUAGGACUGUGAUAUGGUUUUCUGAAACACUGAUAUUGGAAACUGCUACAUAUAAUUACUAAGAAAUUCGGAUGGAAGAGAUUCGAGGAAGUCAAAUACUAUGUUUAUGAAGAUGGAUGGUACUUAAUUUUAAUUAAUUAAGUGGCAAUAUGUUGUAUGUAUCUUUUUUCUUUUCUCUCUUUUUCGCCUAUUUUUUGUUUGUCUUUAUUAUUGUUAAUCUCUUCUUUUUUAUUAUGUUUACCUACUGAAAAUAAUAAAUAUUAUUUUGGGGGGGGAAAGAAUUUGACAAAUCGUUUCUCUAUUUCUUUAGGGUUGUUUAUUAUGUUGCCUUCGUACUUAACUCUAUUUAUAAGCCUUUCUGCCUCUCUCUCUUUUAAUUGCCAUGCUAAUAACCUUCCUGGUUUAUUAGCGUGUUCAAAGGUUUUUGUUUCAAUAAUCUUAAUUUCCAUUCCAUUUCUGUGUUUAUUAGCAUUAAAUAUUGAGAUUGUAGUAUCUUAAUAUUUCUUUUUAAUUCUACACUAUUUGGUUUUGUCAGAUGCUGUUGUAGUUGCUCGAGAGUAACCAGGCAGGACUCCAACCUGUCUUUUACAGGCUUUAUUUUGGUGCAAACUAUUUACAGUGAAGAGCGUCAUAAGUUCAUGUCUGGCUCAAUCGCUAGCAGAACCCGGGAGUGGUCUGUUUUUGUACCUCCCCCAACAUAAAAGUCUCGUCACCCCCAGCCGUUUCCGCCCCUCCCUGAGCUUCAGACUACUGCGCAGGAUGGGCGAUGGCAAGGGCGUGCUUCCCGCCUCUCCGGCUUGCUCAGGCGCGGUGUUAAGGCUCUUCCUAGCAUCCUCUCGUCCUUGCACCUCUUCUCCACUCAGAGGUGGGGCUUUCCUCCUCACUGGAAGAAGAACGGCUUCGCAAGAUUUUCGGAGGCUCCCUGUAACACAACUGCCCUUCUAUCUCUCGCCCUGAGCCGAUGGCAGUUCCCUGACAGGUUUUUUGUAUAAUUCCAACUCGCUUUUUCUAAUCUCCUCUAAGAUUUCUUGUUUGUUUUUUUCCUUUUGUUUUCUUUGAAUUACGUUUUGUUGAAUAAAGAAACCUCUUAAGACAGCUUUACUAGCAUCCCAGACUAUUUUUAAAUCAGUGUCCUUAUUUAAAUUCAAUUCAAAAAAUUCCUUUAAGGUCUUUUUUGCUUUUUCUAUUAUUGUUUCAUCUCUCAAUAAAGUUUCAUUUAAUUUCCAUCUUAUAGAUUUCCUCUUUCCCCAAGUCAGCGUUACUUGUACUGCAUUAUGGUCAGCUAUUGUCUUUGGUUGAAUUUCAGAUUUACAUAUUUUGACUGUCAAAUCUUUUGUUAGCCAGAUGGCAUCAAUUCUUCCUGCCGAGUUAUUAGGGUAGGGGAAAAAAGUGUAUUCUUUCACUGUCGGAUUUUGUAUUCUUCAUGCGUCCUCUAAACUUAACAAAUCUACUAACUGAAAAAAGGUUUUUGGGAGUUUUAUUUGCUGUUUUUAGUAGUCUUUUUUGGAUCUGUCUAGAUCAGGAUUUACCACGCCAUUUUGGUCUCCUAAAAAUAUAAUUUUCUCUCCAAUAAACUCCCCCAACUCUUGUUCCAGCUUUUGAUAAAAUUAACUUUUUUUUUCAUUCGGUGCGUAGAAGCCGAUAACUUUAAUUUUCUCCCCCUGGACUGUUAUUUCUAUCGCAACGACCCUUCCUUGUGAAUCUUUAUAGAUCAAUUUUGGCUCAAAAUGCUUUUUUGCGUAUAUUACAACUCAGUUCUUCUUGGAUUUAUCUGAAGAAACAAAAUCAAGUCUUAUUGGAUAAAAUUAUUGUGUGUUGUUUUGUGAUAUGAGUUUCUUGCAAACAUCAAAACCAAUUUCUGUUUGCUGAGUAUGUAUUCCACCUUGUUUCUUUUCUUUUUAUCAUUUAAACCAUUUACCUUCCAAGUAACAAUCCUUAAUUCCAUUAUUUACUACACAGUGAUUCAACUUCUUAAAAAUAAUAAUAAUAAAAAAAAAAUUCAGAGAAGUCACUUGUCCUUAAUGCUUAAGAUUUGUCCUCCUCUGGUUGUUUUUUAAGAUCAUCCGCCCCUCCUCCCAGCUGUCUUUUGCCUUCUAAUUCUUCUCUAUAUGUUCUCCAAAAUUUGUCAGUGUCCUCCCAUGUAAAAAAUCUUCUCCUUUUCUCUUUAUAAAGAAAGGAAAUUCCCUCAGGGAAUUCCCAUCUGUGCACAAUUGAUUUUUUAUUUAUGGUUUCCACCAACGGUUUAUAUUUUUCCCUUUUUCUUAAAAGCCUUGAUGGAACAAUUUUAUGAAUGAUUAUGUCUGUUUCCUGAAUUUUAAGUUUUGUCUUACUGCUAAUUUGUAGUAUUUUAUCUCUAAUAUUCAUAUUCACAAAAGUUACCAGACAGUCCCCAGGCCAAUUAUUUGCUCUUGCAAUUCUUGAUCUGAUUCUAAAGGCUCUCUCAAUUUUGUUUCUCAUUUCCUGCUCUUCUAUUCCAAUCCAUUUGGCUAAUUCUGAUGAUAUUUUUUUGCUCUAUCACUUCAUCUGGUUCUUCUGGAAUAGAUCUAAAUCUCAAUGUUCAGUCAUAGAGAUGGCAUCUAGGACUGUCUCAUGGGUUUCUUUCAUAUCUGCCAGCUCUUUCUUAAUUUUUUCUGUUUCCCCUUUUUUCUCCUCUGUUCUCCUUCUGUACUUUUCUUACCCCUUCCUCUAAACUUAUCGUUUUCCCUUUUAAUUCUUGUACAGUCUUUGUUAUUUCCAAAUUUUUAACCACCAGAUCAUUGAUUUUAACCAUCAUUUCUAACACCAUUUUUGCAUUUUCCUCUAUUUUUUGCCCCAUCUUAUCCAACUUUUGAUCUGUUGAUCCUGUAUUGUUGUUCAUCUCUUUCAGUUCUAGAUAUUCCUUUUAUUUUGGGCACUCAGUAUUAUAUUUUGUUAUUUUUAAUUAAUAUAUAUGUAUGUGUAUAAACAUAUAGAAUGUGACACUCUCCCUUUCUUCUCCACAAAAAUAAAGGCAAGUUCUGGACAAUCGGUACGGAUUAAUGCACUGGCAAAUUGGCAAAAUGUUAAAGUUUGUGGGUCGUAAAGUCUGCUGCAAUGGCACUGCAAUAAAUUUGAUUUAUUGCCACUCCGGCUGAAGGGAAGUUCUCAUUCUGCACAUAACUGUGGCAUUAUGGGAAGUCCUGCUUCUUUUCUCUGGCAUUAUGGGAAGUCUCACUUCUAAGCUUUUCUCUGCUUCUGUACAUACUGUACAACCCGUUCUAAAUACCAAGACAUUCCCUCAUUUCUCUAGGAUGCUCAGUUCAUCUUAAGUUCAUGAAAACACUCUGACCUGUUCUUAAUGCAUAGCUGACCACAUCUACGGAACUCGAUUAUUAUAUUCUUUCAUGUUAUGAUCAAGCAUUAGUAAUUGUUUUAGUCAUGCUAUAUCAAUCAUUAGUUAUAAUUUAAUUAGGAGGUUUCAUGCCUGUCUAGUUCUGUGCUCCCUUUCCCAGCCUUUAAUCUAUUGGCAUCAGCCCUGUCUGAUCCGCAGCAUACAGCCAAUCAACUUUAUGGCGCGGGUCAGUAUGAUAAUAUACCAGCCCAGGCGACGCUGACACCUUUACAUUUUAGUCGCACCGCGACCUGUGUACAACGCGCCUUCCGGAAAGUCCCUGUCUCAGGGCAACCGCUGAGCUCCUUUGUCAAUAUUAAGCAACAGCAUUCGGAGCCCUACCAUCAGUUUAUAGAUAGAUUGAAAGAAUCAGUCACUAGGCAGAUUGAUAACACUACAGCUCAAAAUGAAUUGAUGAAAAAAUUGGCCUUUGAAAAUGCAAACAUUGAUUGCAAGAAAGCAUUGCAGUCAAUCAUACAUCGCCCUAAAUAUGACCUGGCCGAUAUGAUUCAAGCUUGUGCGGAUGUCGGUAGCCAGAGCCAUGCGAUGUCUUUGCUUGCCGGCGCGAUCCAAGCUAAUAAUAAACCUACAGGCAAUUGCUUUAAUUGCAAGCGCCCAGGCCAUUUUGCCAAGCAAUGCAGAGCCCCUGGCGGGGGGGCAAACAGAGAUGGUGCUGCCAACAAGACUAGACCUUCCAAAAAAUGCCCGAAAUGUGGAAAAGGCUAUCAUUGGGCAAAUCAGUGCAGGAGUCCGGGAAACCCCAUAGCGGCCCCACUCUUGGGCCAGGACAAAUAGAGAGCCCUCCGCCUUUAGUCUCCGCUGCUGAAAAAUUUUCUAAAUAUACACCCUCUGAUUUUGCCAUUGAAUUGAUCAACCAAGAGACCAAAGACACUGUUUUACCUGGUGAAAUUGUGCUUAUGCCCACCCAAUUGGCAGGCCCACUGCCUCCUAAAGUCGCAGGUUUAAUUUUACCCAAAUUUUCUGCGGCAAAAGAAGGAAUCCAGGUUAUUCCAGGAGUUCUGGAUCCUGACUAUGUGGGCACAAUAAUGGUUCAACUUUGGAGCCAUAUGCCCAUGCAGUUAAAUAAGGGUGAGUCCUGGGCGCAUUUGGUGGUGCUCCCUUCUCAUCCUACUGCUUCUAUUAUGGAUAGUAUUAUGGAUAGUAAUUUGCACGAGCUCUCUUCUUUCCCUCCGCAGCUGUUAGCUGUAGUCCAGAGGAUUGGUGAAAAGAAACUUCUUUUACUCAUCGGCACAAUCAAAAGUAAAAGGUAUGACAAGUGAUGACGCCUUUGCUCAAGUUUUGGCUAAGGUUAAUGAAUCGUUAAAUAGAAUAAGUCAACAAGUAGCAGAGGCAUGUGACAAGAUUGAUCAAAAUACAACAAGUAUUAAUCAGAAUACAGCAAGCUUAAACAAUUUGAGCCAGAAAGUAAACACUAAUACAGAGACUAUUCAGAAAUUAUUAGAGGAAUCGGCCUCAAUACGCCAGAUUGCCGAGGAGGCCAAAGAAAUUGCUACAACUUCUGCUACAGAGGUUAAAGAGGUUCAAGAGACAAUACCAUCACUGCACAAACAAUUGGAAGAUCAUAAAUUGACCCUGUCUAUGAUAGAAUUGAAGGAAAAACAAGUGAAUUUAUGGGUCAGAUCGGUACCUGAAGUGGAAAAGGACAAUCUAGCUGAAUUUCUCAUGCAGGAAUUUUCGGACUUUUGGGAUCCAGAAUUGGUAAAAGACAGCUUCAAAAUAGUAAAUGCUUUUAGACUCGGGAAAAGAGGAGAGAAGAAGGUGAGAGACUGUUUGAUCACUUUUCGAACAAAAGAAGAGAGGGAUAAGAUUUUGAGUUUGCAUUUCAAGAAGACACUGGAAAUCCAGCGGACAAGGGUUGAAAUAUUUAAAGACAUUCCGAAAUACCUUCUGGAUCUCAGAUCAAACUAUAAAGACUUGGUCACCCUGCUGAGAAGGAACAGUAUUAACUUUAGGUGGGAACUUCCUCAAGGCCUAUCUUUUAGCUACAAAGGAAAGAAGAGGAAAAUAAGAUCGGAAGACGACAAAGACAAAUUUUGGAGAGACCACGGAGAAGACCUACAAAAAGAACUAUCUCCGGAACCAAAAGACCGUUCGAAAAAGUGAUACCACCGACGGACGAGGAACAGGCACUAGGUGCAGUAGGAGGAGAAUUAAAACAAUAACAUCAUGGCCCUGCAACUUUUAACAUGGAACUGUCGGGGUUUGAAUUCCCCUCAGAAAAGGAAAUCAGUAUUUCAUAUAUUAAAAAAGGAACAAUUGGACCUAAUUUGUUUACAAGAAACACAUAUAACAAGAUUACACAGGAAAUUGUUGAUAAAUAAAAGACUUGGUCAGGAGUUUAUUUCAUCGGACAAAGUUAAAAAAAGAGGGGUUGUGAUUUAUGCAAAAGACAAUUUAUCACCGAAAUUUGUUUUUAAAGAUGACCAAGGAAGAUUUGUGGCAAUCGAAAUUCAAACACAAGGAGAAAAAUUUUUGAUUGUAGGAAUUUAUGCACCAAAUGAUGGAAAAUCUGAAUUUUUCAAGAAGUUGCACGAGACCCUGAUGGACCAUAUGGAUUAUAACAUGAUUUUGAUGGGAAAUAUGAAUGGAGUGGUAUCUACAUAUAUGGACAAGGCACAAAGACAGGUAGUCACCAAGGAUGGUAGGCUACCGAAAACUUUUUUUGACAUGACAGACAACUUGGAUUUAGUGGACAUUUGGAGAAUAAGAAAUCCCAUGGCUAAAGAGGGAACUUUCUUUUCUGAAGCCAAAAUGACAUGGACAAGAAUUGACCAAAUUUGGAUAACUAGAGGAAUGGCACCAAAGACAAGAAAGGUGGAAAUCUGCCCGAAAAUUUGCUCCGACCAUAAUGCUGUUAAGAUGGAAAUGAGACUGACACCAACUGGCUCCUUCAGAUGGAAGAUGAAUGACACCUUAUUUAGAGAUGAGGAACUCCUUAAGAAGGCCCCAAAAACUCUGAGAGAUUACUUUGAGAUAAACCUCAGUACCAACGUGGAGAAAAGAGUAAUCUGGGACGCUAGUAAAGCAGUUAUGAGAGGGUUCUUAAUACAACAGAAUGCAAUAAAGAAAAGAACGCAAAAUGAGAAGAAGGAUAAGAUAAUGGACAAAAUAAAGGAAUGUGAAAAAAGACUGAGAGUAAAUCCCAAAUCUCAAGAGAUUCUGCGAGAGUUAAAGCUAUAUCAAGUACAAUAUAUGAAAAUGAUGAAUCAGGAAAUAGAAUGGAAAAUUAAACAAAUGAGACAAAAGACUUUUGAGUCGGCCAAUAAAUGUGGUAAAUUGUUGGCAUGGCAAAUGAAAAAGAGACAAAAAUUAAAUACAAUUACGAACUUAGAAGUGGAAGGAAGAAACAUACAGAACCCUGCAGAGAUCAGAAGUUGUUUCCAGAGGUACUUUAAACGAUUAUACACUCAAGGGCCAUUGAAAGAAACAGAGUUAGACCAAUUUUUGAAAACAAAUGGAUUACAAAAAAUAUCUCAAGAAAACAAAUUAAUUUUGAAUUAUAGAAUAACUGAACAAGAAAUAGAAGGUGCCAUUCAAAAUAUGCAACUGGGUAAAUCUCCAGGACCAGACAGCUUGACCUCUAGAUACUACAGAUCUUUAAAAGAAUGGUUAAUUCAACCUUUGAAAGAGGUCUGCAACGAAAUAAUGGAGGGGAAAAGAGCACCAGAGUCGUGGAAAGAAGCAUAUAUUACACUUGUACCAAAGACAGAGACUGAAAAGACACAGCUUAAGAACUACCGCCCUAUAUCGUUAUUGAAUGUGGAUUACAAAAUUUUUGCAGAUAUUUUGGCUAAGAGAUUCAAGAAAGUGCUGAUGGAAGAGAUCCAUAAAGACCAAGCGGGCUUUCUCCCAGGAAGACAUCUGUCUGACAAUUUGAGGAAUAUAAUUGAUAUUUUGGAAAAAUUAGAAGUGAAAAUAAACACCAAAGCAGUUUUGAUAUUUGUAGAUGUGGAGAAAGCCUUUGACAAUAUUUCUUGGAAUUUUAUGAAGAAGAAUCUCCAGGGUAUGGGGGUAGGCCAAGGUUUUGAGAACGGUAUAGGUGCAAUUUAUUCAGAACAAAAAGCUAAACUAAUUGUAAAUAAUGUUGUGACGGAAGAACUAAAAAUUGAAAAAGGGACAUGACAAGAUUGCCCUAUUUCCCCACUUCUUUUUAUUUCGGUCCUGGAGGUUUUGCUGAAUAUGAUUAGAAGGGACCAGUUGGUUAAAGGUAUACAGGUCGGAACUAAACAGUACAAAUUGAGAGCGUUUGCAGAUGACUUAGUAUUGACGUUACAGGAGCCAGAAUCUAGCACUAAAAGAGUUUUAGAACUGAUUCAGGAAUUUGGUCAAGUGGCAGGAUUUAAAUUGAACAAGUCAAAAACCAAGGUUUUAGAGAAAAAUUUAACACCAAUUGAAAGAGAGAGGUUUCAGAAUGAGACAGGUUUAACAGUGGUUAAGAAAGUUAAAUACCUGGGGAUUAACAUGACAGCAAAAAAUGGGAACUUAUUUAAAGAUAACUAUGAAAAAUGUUGGUCCGAAGUGAAAAAAGAUUUAGAAAUUUGGUCAAAUUUGAAGCUUUCACUGCUAGGCCGUAUUGCUGCGAUAAAAAUGAAUGUAUUGCCUAGAAUGUUGUUUUUGUUCCAAACUUUGCAGAUUGUGGACAAAAUGGAUUGUUUCAAGAGGUGGCAGAAAGAUAUUUCUAAAUUUGUCUGGCAGGGCAAGAAGCCCAGAAUAAAAUUUAAAAUACUAACGGAUGCAAAGGAAAGAGGUGGAUUUGCCCUGCCAGACCUUAAACUUUACUAUGAAUCAGCAGCUUUUUGCUGGUUGAAAGAAUGGCUACUUCUUGAAAACACUGACAUUUUGGACUUGGAAGGUUUUAAUAAUGUAUUUGGAUGGCAUGCAUAUUUGUGGUAUGAUAAGGUCAAAGCACAUAAAGCAUUUAGAAACCACAUUGUCAGGAAAGCGCUAUUUAAUGUUUGGAUAAGAUAUAAGGAUUUGCUAGAAAACAAAACCCCAAGGUGGCUGUCACCAAUGGAAGCGAAAGCCUUGAGAAAGGCCAAUAUGGAGGUCAAAUGGCCGAAAUAUUGGGAAAUUUUGGAACAAGACGGAGAUAGACUGAAAUUGCAGAGCUUUGAAAAAUUAAAAACAAAGUGCGAGACUGGCUUCAUUAUUAUCAGAUAAUGGAGGCAUUUAAAUUGGACAAGAAAAUUGGCUUCCAGGUGGAAAGAUCUAAAUUAGAAACAGAACUGUUAGAACCCAAAACUAAGAAUUUGUCAAGAAUGUAUAACUUGCUGCUGAAAUGGAAUACCCAGGAUGAAACGGUAAAAUCGGCUAUGAUUAAAUGGGCACAGGACAUUGGACAUAACAUUAUGUUUGCUGACUGGGAACAGUUGUGGACCACAGGUAUGAAAUUUACGGCAUGUAAUGCCUUAAGAGAGAAUAUUAUGAAAAUGAUAUACAGGUGGUACAUAACCCCAGUCAAGCUUGCAAAAAUUUAUCACUUGCCCGAUAACAAAUGUUGGAAAUGUAAAGAAACUGAAGGUACAUUUUUCACCUUUGGUGGACGUGCCCAAAGAUUAAGGCUUUCUGGGAAAUGAUAUAUAAUGAACUAAAAAAAAGGUAUUUAAGUAUACCUUCCCUAAGAAACCAGAGGCCUUUCUCCUAGGCAUAGUCAGCCAAAUGGUGUUAAAAAAGGAUAGAACUUUCUUUAUGUAUGCAACAACAGCAGCAAGAAUACUCAUCGCAAAGUAUUGGAAGACACAAGAACUUCCCACGCUGGAGGAAUGGCAGAUGAAAUUUAUGGACUAUAUGGAACUGGCGGAAAUGACUGGUAGAAUCCGUGACCAGGGAGAAGAGUCGGUGGAGGAAGAUUGGAAGAAAUUCAAAGACUAUCUUCAGAAACAUUGCAAAAUUAAAGAAUGUUAGAGUGAUGUUGGACUGAAAAUAACCGGUUUCCAGCUGUACAGGUUAAAGUUAAUGAUAGACUAAGAUUAAGAUUAGGAUUAAAGAUGUUUAAAGAAAUGGAAAUUUGAUAAUUAAGAGGGAAAAUUUUAAUGUUAUAUUAUACUAAGACUAAAGAUCAGGUUUAAAGAAGUUGAAGUUAUAUAUUACAAUAUUAUAUUAAAGUUAAAGAUUGGGAUUAAAAAAAGUUGUAAAGAAAUUGCUGGACAAACAAUUUGGAUUGGAAUACAAAAGAGGGAGGUAUGAGGAAGUCCAGAAAAUAAGUAAACUAAAAAAUGGAAAUGGAAAAGAGAUAUUGUUUUUAAUUGUUAUGUUUUUUGUUUUUUGUUUUUUAUUGUUGAAUUGUGUUUUUCUUGUGUGUUUUUGUUAUCUUUUUUUUUGGAGAUAUGUAUUGUGUAUGUUUUUCUUUUCUUUCUUUGUUGUUCAAAACUUAAAUAAAAAUUAUUUAUAAAAAAAAAAGAAAAAGAAAAGAAACUUCUUCGUAAGUAUAAAAUCAAUGGUAUAGUGCUGGAAGGCUUGAUUGACACGGGCGCAGACGUUUCUGUAAUUUCCAGUAGUUGCUGGGACCCCACGUGGCCCCUUGAGUCUGCCUCUGCAGUUUGGGGUGUGGGUGGACCCCAAACCUCUUCCAAAAGCGUACAGUGGCUGCCUGUUUCUCUGCCUGAUAGCUCUGAAACCAUUGCAUACAUCCAGCCCUGUGUGCUGAAAAUCCACCUCAAUCUGUGGGGCAGAGACUUACUACAACAAUUACAAGCUACUAUUCAAUUUAAUGAGUAAGCUUGCACUUCCCCUCAGCUGGAAAUCUACCAGUCCUGUAUGGGUGGAACAAUGGCCCAUAACGGGGGAAAAGCUACUUGCUUUAAAACAAUUAGUGAAUGAACAAUUAUUGGCAGACCAUAUAGAGCCUUCAGUUAGCCCCUAUAAUACCCCCAUCUUCGUCAUAAAAAAGAAGAGUGGCAAAUGGAGAUUUCUCCAGGAUUUAAGGAAAAUAAAUCAGAUCCUUGAACCCAUGGGGCCCUUGCAGUGUGGUCUGCCUAAUCCGAAUGUGAUUCCACAAUCUUAUCAAUUGGCUAUAAUAGAUUUGCAAGAUUGUUUCUUCUCCAUUCCCCUACAGCAGAAGGAUCGUAAAUUCUUUGCUUUUACUGUUCCUGUGUUAAAUAACAGUCAGCCCACGGAAAGGUACCAAUGGAAAGUCCUACCACAAGGAAUGUUGAAUUCCCCUACCAUGUGCCAAUAUUAUGUGAAUCAAGCCCUUCAGCCUUUUCGUUUGCAGUAUCCACACCUCUCAAUUUAUCAUUAUAUGGAUGACGUGCUUAUCAGUGGGCCACGCCUUCCCCCUCAAUGGAAGCAUGAUAUGAUAGCCUGUUUGUCGCUUUAUGGUUUGAAAAUUGCCCCAGAAAAAGUUCAGGAAUCCUCUCCCUCCAUUAUUUGGGACACAAAAUGAUAGCUAGCUAUUCUAUUCCUAUAGUCCCUGAACUUCAUGUUCCAAAAACAAUGAAAUAUGUCCAGCUGCAGCAAUUGCUGGGCAAUAUCAACUGGAUAAGACCCUAUUUUAAAAUCCCUCUUGAAGUUUUACGGCCGCUUUUUUCAGCCUUAAAAGGCCAUCAAUCUCCUGGUGAGAAAAUCACCUUGAACUCCUCUCAACAGAAGACUGUUGCCCAGUUAAAGGAAAUCAUGCGUCUCCACUGGGUUGAUCGAGCGAUUCUUAAUGUUUUGCCCGAUGUAGUCAUUAUGACAGCUUCUGUCCAACCUUUUGCAGCCAUUAUUCAGUUAGGACCAUUGAAAGUUCAUAUAAUUGAAUGGCUGUAUUUACAUCAUACGCCAAAGAACACGGUGACUCCUUUAGUGGAUCUCCUUGCUCAGCUCAUCAGCAAGGGAGGCCGUCGCUGCAAAAGCCUCUUUGGCAUUGAUUGCCGCCAAAUUAUUGUGCCCAUGCCCUUAGAACAAUGGGAAACUGCUCUCUCCACUAGCAUGGAUUUGCAGUGCGCUUUAGCCGAUUUUGUUGGCCAAGUGGGUUGCCAUAUCCCAGCCGACCCUCGCCUGCAAAUGAGCAAACAAAUUUCCCUGUCUUUCUCUUCCAUAUUAUCUCCUGUCCCUUUGGGUGCCCCUACUGUCUUUACUGACGGAUCCCCCUCCAGGGGGGUGGUUGCCUGGCAACUAAAUGAGGAAUGGCACAGCCUCUACACUCUUCCACAAAAGUCUGCCCAGCGUUCUGAGUUAGCAGCUGCUGUCAAAGCUCUGCACCACUUCUCCUCACAGCCCUUUAAUUUGGUAGUGGACAGUCUUUAUGUUGCAAAUGUCAUAACUCGUCUACAAGGCAGUUAUGUAAGUCCUUUAUUGGAUGACAACUUAUUGAGCCUUUUCCUAUCCUUACAAUUGCUUCUUUCUAAUCGCUCCCACCCUCUAUUUGUGGUGCACAUUCGCUCUCACCAACCCUUCCCAGGCUUUAUCACUGAUGGCAAUGCAAAAGCAGAUUCUUUGCUUAGGGCUUUGCCUGUUUCCCCUAUUGAAAGUCAUGCUUUCCAUCAUCAAAAUGCAAAGCCCUUAGCCGCCAGUUCCAAAUCCCGUUGGAAGCGGCACGUGCAAUUAUCCAACAAUGCCCUCAAUGCUCUAAUCAGAUUGGCCACCCCAGCCCUGGUGUUAAUCCCCGUGGGCUGGCAGCCAACCAGUUGUGGCAAAUGGAUGUCACUCACUUCGCCCCUUUUUCACCUUGGAAGUUAAGCAUGUUUGCAAUCAUCUUGUUUGUACCAUGUCAGUCAUGGGCAAGCCUCAUUCCUUGAAAACUGACAAUGCCCCAGCGCACUGUGCAAAAACCUUUGCUCAGUUCUGUGAAACUUGGAAUAUUCACCAUUUAUUUGGCAUCCCCUACAAUUCUCAAGGCCAAGCGAUUGUUGAACGUGCCAAUCGCACCUUAAAAACUGCCUUGAUUCGACAGGAAAAGAAGGCCGGCGUCCCAGCCUCACUCUCUGAAAAGGAAGGCUGGUUGGCUAGUGUUCUCUUUACUCUCAAUCAUUUGAAUGUUUCCAUACAGGAUCAUCAAUCUUAUACUCGCCUCCAGAAGCAUUUUCAGCAAACAGAGAUACUCCCAGCCCCACUGGUCCGCUAUAAGAUAUUACCCUCCAACGAAUGGAGUGAACCUGUAAAACUGAUCACCUGGGGAAAGGGUUACGCUGCAGUUUCUACUCCACAGGGUGCUCGCUGGGUUCCCGCACGCUGCAUCCGCCUAUACCAUGGCGUGGCGACAGACCCUACCGGAUCCGAUACCGCAGUUCGACCGCAAACUACAGAUCGCCCAGGAUGCGGUGUCCAGCCCCACCAGGACUCGCAAGAGGGGAAAUCGUAAUGGACCUGUGACAUGGGGCCAAAUAAAAUCACUCUCGUUUCAGGCUGAACAGCUUAGAAAGGAAAAGCAGCUUGAAGCAACCCCUGAGAAUUUGCUUCUGUGUAUUAUUUCCUGCCUUAAUAUUAAUUCCAUGAUAGUGCUCAUUCUCAGCGUUUUGUUUUUGCCUCUUUCUGCCUCCGCUCCUAAUAGCGAUAACCACACACCAACAAAUGUGUGGGAAUCUUUUGCAAAGACCCUCAAUAUUUCUUCCUUUUGCCUAACCCAACAGGUAUCUAUAGGGGAAAUCCUUGGCUCCUGCCUUAUCCCUGUUUGCCAUGACCCUUUUGAUAUACAAAAUGAUACCUGGUUUUUCUCAUCCCUACCCAAAAAUGAUUCUCUCUGCACCCUUGGUUAUUCCGGUUACUAUGUCUGGGGUAACCAAGUGCGCCGACACCCACCUCUGGCCAUUGACUUAUUGACCCCAUACGUGGCUUCUUUUAAUGUCACUUGUGCCCGUAUGGUGAAUUGCACAAAAACCAACUGUGUGAAAAUGUGCAAGGAUAAUUUCCACUGCUCUAAUUAUGUAAAUAUUUCUUAUGUAUACAAGUACACAGAACUACCUGCAAGCUGGUUCUGGUCGUGUCCUGACUAUACAUUUAAUUACAUUCCAGCAAACAUCAGCCAUGGAACACCCUGUUGUUUAAGCCGUUUGUCCAUCGUAUUACCCAAAAAGCAUCAUUUGACCCGCUCUCGAUAUCGCCGCUCUAUUGAAUUAACUAACGAUUGUGACGAUUCAAUUUCUCUUCCCAGUAGGUCUGAAUAUAUCUCCUUAGCUGUUUCUCUCUUAGGAGUCCCUGGAUUGGCUGUACGCAAUAGUAGAAACAUUAAUUCUUUAGCUUGUUCUGCAACAAAAGCCCUGAAUUAUACUUAUUCAAGCCCUUCACCUUUUGAAUAAAGAACAAAGUGAACUCCAGCAUGGACUUUUGCAGAACCGCGCUGCUAUAGAUUAUUUGCUGAUGCUUCAUCAUUAUGGCUGUGAACAAGUGAAUGGCAUGUGUUGUUUCAAUAUUACUGAUAAUUCUAAAGCCAUUCAAAGCCAAAUCUCUCAUUUGCAAAAUCUUACACACCACAUUAAACAGGACGUUGGAUUUUCUGGCCUCUGGGAUUCUUUCACCCAGUGGCUUACCGCUUGGUUGCCAAACCUUACUUGGCUUCGUAAUCUCUUUCAAUAUGCCAUUAUCAUAAUAUGUAUCUUAAUUUUGCUAUGUUGCUUCCUCCAAUGCAUUCCUGGUCUCAUAAGUCUUUUGUCUCGGCUUCUCUCUCCCCCUCAGCCACCCAAUAAACUCCUUGCUGCCUACUUUGCGAAAUGGCAGCACCAACAGUAAACAUUAGGGGAGAUGUGGACAGACUUAUUUUGGGCAUGCGCUGGCAGACCACGUAUCCCGAAAUAUUUUUGUCCCGUCAACCCUGGCGAACUUAUUUUGGGCAUUCGCUGGCAUACCACGUAUCCCGAAGUAUUUUUGUCUUAUUCACCCAGAACACCUCGCAAACAAGAAAAGAAAGGGGGAGAUGAAGGGAAGUUCUCUUUCUGCACAUAACAGUGGCAUUAUGGGAAGUCCUGCUUCUUUUCUCUGGCAUUAGGGGAAGUCUCGCUUCUAAGCUUUUCUCUGCUUCUGUACAUACUGUACAACCCAUUCUAAAUACCAAGACAUUCCCUCAUUUCUCUAGGAUGCUCAGUUCAUCUUAAGUUCAUGAAAACACUCUGACCUGUUCUUAAUGCAUAGCUGACCACAUCUACGGAACUCGAUUAUUAUAUUCUUUCAUGUUAUGAUCAAUCAUUAGUAAUUGUUUUAGUCAUGCUAUAUCAAUCAUUAGUUAUAAUUUAAUUAGGAGGUUUCAUGCCUGUCUAGUUCUGUGCUCCCUUUCCCAGCCUUUAAUCUAUUGGUGAUUAAUGCCCAUAUGUAACCCUUGCUUUGUACUUGUGUAAACCAAUCAGCAACAAGUUGCUUUGUGUUUGUAUCAACCAAUCAGCAACUAGCGCACCUGUGGCAAUGUUGUAAUAUUCAAUAAAAGAGUCUUCUCGGGGCUUGCGCCAGAGAUGCCUCUCACAUGACACCUGCUACUCGUCUGUCGUGAUUUCAUUCCAACACCGGCAAACUUCAAUGGCGCCCACACUCUUCCACUCACGCGCUGCCACUCUUCUCAGUUGUCGGACGUUAACACAGUUCACAAGCAGCGUAAAAUGGCUUUUUCUGUGUCUGCGUGGUGUCUUCAAUAACUCAGCUCGACACCAGUGCUUCUAUUCUAUCGCUCUUUAUUUAGAAGCAUACAAAAACAGAAAAGAACACAAAACUACCUUGCUCACAUUCCCAGACAGACUGCUCUCAGCAACCCCCAGAGAGCACAGAUCAAAGGAAAAUGCCCGGGUCAUGUGGGCAGUGCACCCAGUUGAUAAGAACGCUCCUGGAGUGUUAACUCUUCACUGUCCAGAACCACAACACUUCCAAGAUUUGGCAGCUUUACUACCACUACUAGCAAGUGACAACCCUUCCUGGAUGCAGUGUGUGUGUGUGUGUGUGUGUGUGUGUGUGUGUCUGUCUGUCUGUCUGUCUGUCUGUCUCAGUCUCUCUAUAGUGAAAGUCCUGCUGGCCUUAGCAAUUAAGAGUGGCAAAAAGUUCAGUGGAAUGUCAGAAGUGCCAGGAGGACUGCUGUGAGAUGGGCAGCCCUCUCAGCCAAGGGCAGGAGGGGUACAUGUUUAUCUAGCAGAGCACUGAGCCCUUUGUGUUUCUUCCCACACAGCCUUCGCACGUCUGAAACCAGCUACCUGAAUGAAGCCUUUUCCUUCUACUCUGCUAUUUGCCAGAGGUCUUACUACUCCCAAGUCAACAAAGAAGACAGGUCAGGCCAUGCCUCAGUCUUGUGAGUUUUUUGUAAUUUAAAAAUGAGAAGUGCUGGAUUGUCAAACUUGUGUGACUUGGCAGCUGGUGGGCAGCCACUUUCUUUUUUUUAAUAUAAUUUUUAUUAGUUUUUUUAACAUACCAUUUUCAACAGUAAUUAAACAUACUUUUACAUCUUAUUCAAAUUCUUGACUUCCAUCAAUCCUGUCUGAAAAUUUUCCAAUCUAAUCUCUCAGUAUGCAUUUCGUAUCCUCCCUAUUACAUUUCAAACUCAUAACCAAUAUCUCUAUCUUUUUCUACUUUGUAACACUUUGUAUAUUUCUCCUUACAAAACUUCUUGUAAUCCUACUAGCGUAAUUUGUUGAUUACAGUUGCUCUUCAAAUAAUUCAUAUACUUCUUCCAAUCUUCUGUAAAUCUCUGGUCCCGCAGGUUUCGAAUCCUUCCUGUCAUUUUGUCCAGUUCUGCAUAGUCCAUUAAUUUCGUCUGCCAUUCUUCUUUCGUCGGAAUUUGUUCUUGUUUCCAUUUCUGGGCUAAUAAUACUCUUGCCGCAGUUGUUGCAUAUAAAAACAAUUUAACAACUUGCCUAUUAAUGUCUUGACCUAUAAUACCAAGUAAAAAUGCUUCUGGUUUUUUUAAGAAUGUGUAUUUCAACAUCUUUUUCAUCUCAUUAUAUAUCAUUUCCCGGAAGUUCUUUACUUUUUAACAUUCCCACCACAUAUGAUAAAAUGUUCCUUCUUUUUCUUUACAUUUCCAACAUUUAUUAUUUGUCUUAUACAUUUUAGCUAAUUUCACUGGUGUAAUAUACCAUCUAUACAUCAUUUUCAUCAUAUUCUCUUUCAAAGCAUUACAGGCUGUAAAUUUUAUCCUUUCCUUCUACAACCUUUCCCAUUCUUCAAACUGUAUAUUAUAUCCAAAGUCUUUUGCCCAAUGUAUCAUUACCGAUUUCCUCAUCUUUCAAAUGCCAUUCCAACAGUAUUUUAUACAUUUUAGACAUUGUUUUACAUUCAUUGUUUAAUAUUUCUAUUUCAAAUUUUGAUUUUUUAUCAUCAAAUCCUUUUUCCUUUAAAUCCUCUUUAUAUAUUUCAUUGACUUGGCGAUAGUGCAAACAAUCAUUUACAUAUUCUUUAACCUCUUCAUAUGGUUUCAUUUUCCAUUUAUUUCCUUUCCCCCCCAACAAUUUCUCAUAGGUAACCCAAUUUUUACUCAUAUUUAUCUUUUUCACACUCAUAGCUUCUAAUGGGGAUAACCACCAUGGUGUUUUACGUUCUAGUAAGUUUUUAUACCUGUCCCACACUUCAUAUAGGAAUCUUCGAAAUAUGUGAUUACCAAAUCCUUUAUGGAUUUUUGUUUUAUUAUACCAUAAAUAUGUGUGCCAACCAAAUCUAUUGUCAUAACCUUCCAAAUCCAACAAAUCUGUAUUUCUUAACAGCAUCCAUUCCUUUAACCAACAGAGGCAAACCGCUUCAUAAUACAACUUCAUAGUACAACUUCAAGUCUGGCAGGGCAAAGCCCCCUCUUUCUUUAACAUCUGUUAACAAUUUAUAUUGUAUUCUUGGUUUCUUCCCCUGCCAGACAUAUCUUGAAAUUGCUUUUUGCCAUUCUUUAAAAGUUGCUGCCCCCUGGAUUAUUGGAAUUGAGUGAAACAAAAAUAACAUCUUUGGUAGCACAUUCAUUUUUAUAGUUGAAAUCCUUCCCCAAAAUGAUAAUUUCAUUCUUCCCCAUAUUUCCAUGUCUCUCUUAAUUCCAUUCCACACCGGUGUAUAGUUAUUUUGAAAUAAAUCUAUAUUCAUUGUGGUUAACCAGAUUCCUAAAUACUUAACUUUUUAAACUACUUCUAUACCAAUUUCCUGCUGCAACAUAUCAACCAAGUCUUGUUUCAUAUUUUUAACUAAUAUUUUAGUCUUGCUUUUGUUUAAUUUAAAACCUGCUACUUGUCCAAAUUGUUCUAUUUCUUUAAUAACUUCUUUGGCAUUAUUUAAUGGUUCUUCUAUAGUUAGUACCAAGUCGUCUGCGAAAGCUUUCACUUUAUGUUCUUUCCGGCCAACUGAAAUUCCUUUUAUUUUCUCAUUUUCUCUUAUUGUCCUUAGAAAGACUUCCAGUACCGAUAUGAAUAAUAACGGUGAAAGCGGACACCCUUGUCUUGUACCUUUCGUAAUUUCAAUAUUUUCAGUUAUUAUAUUAUUUACUAUCAAUUUUGCUUUUUGAUCAGAGUAUAUAGCUUUUAUACCUUUUAUAAACAAUUGUCCAAUGCCCAUUAAUUCAAUAUUCUUUAUCAUAAAUUCCCAAGAUAUAUUAUCAAAGGCCUUUUCCGCAUCUACAAACAUUAACUUCGCUUGUUUAUCAUUCCUGGCCGUCAGAUAUUCAAUUAUGUUCACAAUAUUCCUUAUGUUAUCUUUCAUCUGGCGACCAGGAAGAAAACCUGCUUGAUCUUCAUGUAUUAUCUCAUUCAUUACUAUUUUCAAUCUGUUUGCUAAAAUACUAGCAAAUAGCUUAUAGUCAUUAUUCAACAGCAAAAUUGGCCUAUAAUUUUUCACUUGUAGUAAGUCAGAAUCUGGUUUUGGUAUUAAUGUAAUAUAUGCUUCUUUCCAUGUUUCUGGUAUUUCUCCAUUGUUUCAUAUAUUAUUCAUCACUUCUUUCAACGGUACAAGUAGGGUGUGCUUUAAUUCCUUGUAGUAUUUUGCUGUAAAUCCAUCUGGCCCUGGUGCCUUUCCACUUUUCAAUUGUUUUAUUGCUUCUUUAAUUUCUUCUUCCUCUAUUCUUCCAUUUAGCUGUUCCUUCUUCUCUGUCGGAAUUUGUUGCACUCCUUUCUGUUUCAGGAAUUCCUCUAUCUUUUUUACGUCUUCCUUUCCAGUGUUUUAAUACAUUUGUUUAUAAAAGUUAACAAAUCCUUUUCUAAUUUCUUUCAGAUUUUCUACUUCUUUUCCAUCCAAUAUUAUUUUAUUUAUUGUACUUAGAGCUUUCCAUUUUUUAAUUUGCCACGCCAACCAUUUAGCUGAUUUGUUGGCAUGUUCAAAGUUCUUCUGUCUCAUUCUUUUAAUAUUCCAUUCCACUUCUUGAUUGAUUAUCAUUGCAAAUUGGCUUUGUAGCAUCUUAAUAUUUUGAUUAAUUCUUAAAUCUCUCGGAUUUUUAAUUAGUUUUUUCUCAUUUUCCAUAAUCUGAUUUAAGAUCUCCUUUUUACCUUUCUCUCUAAAUUUAUUCCUGAUGCUAUUUUGUUGUAUAAAGAAGCCUCGCAUAACUGCUUUACUAGCGUCCCAAACAACACUUAUUUUAGUUCCUUUAUUACAAUUAUUAACAAAAUAUUCUGUUAGCAUCUUUUGAGCCUUCUCAUUAGUUUUUUCAUCUUCUAACAAAUUUUCAUUCAGUCUCCAUCGAAAGGUCUUUACAUCCAAUUCUUUUAUUUCGCAUCUAAUUGCAUUAUGAUCCAAAAAUAUCUUUGGUUGUAUUUCUAUUUUUGUUACUCUGGGAGUUAAUUCACUGGAAAGCCAUACGUAGUCAAUUGUAGAAGUUGAUUGAUUUGGUUUUGAGAAAUAUGUAAAUUGUUUGUCUAAUGGGUGUCUCAGUCUCCAAACAUCUAUUAAAUUACAAUUCUCUAUCAUAGAGAAAAAGGUCUUUGGUAACUUCCCUUCUUUCCUAUUCUCUUUUUUCCUUGUUAUAUCUAUUUCCAAUGAGACUACUCCAUUCAUGUCUCCCAUAAUUAUAAUUUUUUGAUCCAUAAAUUCAAACAGUUUUUCUUCCAAAUCUUUGUAAAAUUCCAUCUUACUACCAUUAGGUGCAUAGGUUCCGACAAUUAUCAAUUUUUCACCUUGCCAGGUGACUUGUACUGCUAUUACUCUGCCUUCUUAGUCCUUAAAGAUUUGUUGAGCCUCUAUUUUAUUUUUUAUAUACAUCACCACUCCUCUCUUCUUACUUUUAUCAGAUGAGAUAAACUCAUUUCCUAAUUUUUUGUUGAUCAGUACUCUUCUAUGUUUUCUAGCUACAUGCGUCUCUUGUAAGCAGAUAAUAUCCAAAUUCUUUUUUAACAAAAAAUGUCCAAUUCUGCUCCUUUUAUUUCUAUUGUUAAUGCCAUUUACAUUCCAUGUCCAUAAUUUCAAUGCCAUUUUGGCCUCCUUUGUAGUAAAGUUCUUAAGGUUCUUAAACCUGUCCCUCCUCCUCUUCUUCUUCUUCCUCUUCUUCUGAUUUAUUAAUGUCUUCCUCCUCUGGUUCUGCUGCUGCUGCCUCUUCUCCUUUCCCCAACUCUUUAUAUCUUCUCAGAAAUUUGUGUGUCACAUUCUUAAAUUUAUUUUUUUUCUCCUUAUAGUAGAAUGAGACUCCUUCUGGAAAUUCCUAUUUAAAUUCAAUAUUAUUUUUCCUCAAAAUCUGUGUUAAUGUCCUAUAUUGGUCGUGUUUUUUCAACGACCGAAGUGGGACAUAUUUAAAUAUGAUUGUAUCCACUCCAUCAAUACAUAAUCUUUUUUCUCUAUUCUUCUGCAAAAUCAAAUUUCUCAUUUCUCUGUCUUUAAAUAUGAUCAAACAGUCUCCUGGGAAUUUUUUUGCCUUUGUUGUUCUUGUCUUAAUCCUAAAUGCAUUUUGAAUUGUUUUUGCCACAUCUUGUGCUUCCAUAUUUAACCAUUGUGCAAUUUCUGUUGUAAAUUUUUCUAAAAUUUGUUCUCCUUGUGUUUCUGGUACAGAUCUCAAUCUCAAAUUUGUUUCUCUCUGCCUCAGUUCAUUCAUAGCAAUUGCAUCCCAUAGCCCUUCUUGUGUUUUGUUGAUUUCUGAAACUUCUGUCUUAACUUUUUCCCUUUCUUUUUUAAUAUCUCUUACUUCUUGCUUUGUCCGCUUCAUUCCUUCCCCCAAACUUUGUGUUCUUUUUGUUAUUUCCUUCAACUGGCCUUUCAAUUGUUCAACUGUCAAAUCAUAUUUUUGAUCCAUUUACUGCAGUCUUGUCUCAAUAUUUUUUUCACUCUGUUUGAUGUCCUUUUUUAUUUCUGCAAACAUUUUCAAAAUUUCACUUUUAUUCUCACUUUCUUGUUUUGACGCUCUCCUCUCUAGUGGUGUCCCUCCAUCUCCUACCUUCUUUUUUUCUGCCAUUACUUAAUUGUAAUUUUAUAACUAAUUGUAUAUUUGUAAUUGAAGUUACUUAAUUGUAAUUUCCCCUUUCACCACUAGAUAUCACCACAGCAGUUUUCUUGCCUCUUAAAUGGCUAAUCCACAAUUUCAAUGAGUGAGCCCCAAAAACCACCCAGUUGAAGGUUAAAAUGUAAAUAAAAACCUGUCCACCAACAAAGGAAAAAAUAGAACCAAAUAUAAAACGAACCACUUCUUCAGCUGCUUUUCAGCCUAAUUCCACACGCAGACCAAUUAUCCAUCAGUCAAAAGAGGAGGAAAAUAAAGAAGAUGCCAAUCCAAUAAUCCAAAAAUAAUCCAGAAAGCAGAAGGGAAGACAGUGUAUUUAUCAAAAGGAGGAUGGGAGAUUCUCUCUAGACGCCAGUCCUCCAGCUCUAACAAUCCACUCCAAGAAGGAAAGGAGGGGUUGAUUUAUUGUUUUACUCUCCGCUCCACACUUCCCUAAAUUAGCUGCAAUAAAAAGUAAUAAAAUAAUAAAUAAAUAAAUAUCCAAGUUACUUUCAAUUUGGUCUCAGUAGUAUCUCCAAGCUUCUGUGGUUUGGACCAUUUAAAGUUAAAAAGAAAGGCUGCAUUUCAAAGUUUUAAUUUCUGCUACGCAGUUACUAAAACUGAAAGUAAGUUUUCAGGAGGUUCUCUUCCUGCAAAAGCAGAGAUUCCAGACAGAUCGCUAAUAUCCACAAACAGAGGCUUUCACCUCUUUUAAGUUUAUUAUAUAUAAUCCUCUUCUCCAGCAAAUGUGUUUACUUUAAAGCAAUAAAUUCCACAGUAGGGAACAUCAAGCCUUUUCUGUUCCAUAAGAGCGUCCUGCUUCCCAAUGCAAUUCCCAGGCAGGGCUGACCUCCUUUUUUCCACCACGCUGCAUCCGAAUUGUUUUUAAAUUUAAAAGCCUUUUGUCUCUCACCAAUUCAAAUGUGGAUUUCUUUUCCUUUGGAGUCGAUCACUGUGCUGGGCAAGCUUGAGGCUGCACUUCUCGGGAGUAGAAUAUGGCGACCCCAAGCCGGCGUCUCGAUCUCACCAACUCUCUCACUCCUAAAAGGAAUGUUUUGUCUGGUGGAGAGACCGCUCUUCGGCUCGCUGGGAACCUGCCCUCAGAAUUUGCCUUCUGGGGUUUUGGGUGGCUUGCAGCGCCUAUGCAAUUUCCCCCCUACCCCCGAGAAGCUGGAUUCUCCCCUGAGGAUUGAAUCCCGCUUGCUUUCAGCUCUGUGAAUCAACCGGAAGUCCGGUGGGCAGCCACUUUCAGUUCAGUUGGCAUCCCUUGGCUACCUGUGUGUCUCCUCCCUUGAGGUGCAGGUGUCGGCAGGAGCAGGGAUGGGGGAACCUGUGGCCCUCCAGAUGUCAUUAGACCAUAAUGCCCAUCAAGACCCAGCUGGGGGCUGGGGUGAAGGAGUUGCAGUUCAGCAGAAUCUGAAGGGCUACAAGUUCCCUAUCCCUGAUUAGUCAUAGGCAGCUGUUGAAUGAGGGCCCGGGAGUAGGAGCCAAGUGACUCAAUCAAGGAAGAAGCCAAGAGUUUAUGUGAGCCAGAUCCAGGAGAAACCUAUUAUUAUCCAAAACUGUACUACAUGGGUACCUGUGGCUCUCCAUUUGCUCUUAGACUCCAGAUUAUUAUUUUUAUUUCAAAGUUUGUAUCCUGCUUUUCACCAUCUAGAUCUCAAAGCGGCUUACAACAAUAAGCUAUACCAUAUACAUAAUUUAAGAACUAAAUUAAACCACCAAAAGAAACCUAAAGAAUCUAAAAAGAAAAAAGAAAGUAAUGCAAAACAUCCGAGAAGCAUUCAGGGUGCAGUGGCCUCCUGAAACAUAAUGGUCUUGACCAGGUGUCUGAAACUCAGUAGGGACAGUGCCUGUCUAACUUCUUGUGGGGAGUUCCAUAGAGUUGGGCCCACAACAUUGAGGGUGCAGAUCCUUUUUGGCAUUGAGUUGUUGUUCUGGUUUCUCUCGCUCUCUUUUUUUUAAAUGAUAUUUAUUGAAAAAAAAUUAUAAAGUUACAAAAGAAAACAAAGUAGAAAAAGAAAAAAGAAAGAGCAAAGAAAAAACAAACCACAUCAAACAAUACAAAUUCAAAAAAACAAAAAUACACCACAAACAUUUAAAAACAAAUCCAUUAUUCUCAAAUCCUCAACUGUCAUUACCUUCUUUCUUUGACCUCCUCCUCCUUCCUUUUUUUGUAUCCUAGUUGUUAAUUGUCGCAGCAAAUCCUUUCCAUAUUUCAUAAUAUUCUGUCAUUACAUUACCUUAAACUAUUUUAAUCUUAUCUUACUAUAAAAAACCUUGAAACUUAAAACUUAAAUCUUAUUUUUACCAACUUCUCAUAACCAUAAUAUUCUUACAUAAUUCUUUAAACAUUUUUACUAAAGCCAAGUAAUUUCAUUCCAACAUUUUUCUAACAUUCAUCAAUUUUAUAAAACAAUCCUAGUAGUAGAAAAAGAAAUAAAAACAAUCCAAUCUUCAUCCAGCGUCCCUUCCUCCUGGUCCCGGGUUUUGUCAGUCCUUAUUAUCCCAUCGAUCUAGCGCAUUAACCUGGUAACCUUAUGUCCGAGGCCCUUAAGUCUCUUCCAUGUCCCUUCCGCAGCUCUUCUUCAUAUUUGUAACUGUAUUUUCCCUUGUCUCCUGCUCGUUUCACUCGUGGGAACUCCAGCUUAACAAUAUUUUUGACCCUUCUCGACAGAUCAGCCCCUUUUCCAUAAUCCACACUAAACUCCAUGUGGUAUUUAAGAACAUGCUUCAAAAUCCCUCCAAAAUUAGGAGCCCCCACAAUCCCAAACAUCUCACGGCCCAUUGCCAGACUUGAAAAGUCCAAACAUCCCUGCAUAGGGGGGUCUAUCCAGCCCCCCAUUUCCAAACCAAACCAAACUUUUUCUUUCCAAAUCUGGCUUUUUCCAAGUUCAUUUGUCAAAUCCAAAAGCUCAUGUUCCUGCAGGGCCACAGCUCCCUCCAUCUCUGGCGCCCAAGAUCCAGCAACAUCCUUUUCCCUCAUCUGUUCUGUCAGGGCACACUCCUGAUUUAAUUCCUGGGUGGGCUCCAUAUAUUUUCCCACUGCCUGUUCAAAAUUUCUGAUCGAAUCAGCCAUCAAAUCCGUCUUCUCAUGUAGCUGUUCCAGUAGGGCAUUUGUUUUAUAGAAAGCACACAACAGAGCUUCUGAAUACAUUGUCCUGCAAGAUCAGAAGUCUAUUCUCACGAUUGUAAUCUGUAACAGCUGCAAGCUCCCCGGAGUUGGUUACAGUUUCACAGUCUCCCUCUAGGGGAAAAACUUCUAUUUGUUCUUUCUUUUAAAGACAAGUCUAGCAACAAAGUUUCCUUUUUCAGAUAUUUUGUCAAUAUUUGUUCCUUUAAAAAGCGAAGGGGAACAAUGGAGUCAAUGUUUCUCUUCUUAUAGCUAUCUGUCAAAAACGUUGUCUCUGGUCAAUGAGCUUCAAAAAACGUCAGUCCUAACACCCCGCUCCAGGAUCAGGACGGUGGAAAGUUACUUUACUUUACCCUCACUUCUGCAGGUUUAAACAGUCCGAAAAAAUCCCCCCUCUUCUCCUGCUUCCGAAGGGGGUUCAACAAUUUUAAAUGAUGAAAGUUAAUCUUUUACAGGCGAUUUUCUGAGCUCUAGUUUGCCAUGCCUUUGCUUUAAUCUAUCUACAAAGAAACGGAAGGCUGACUUCCUGUUUAGACCUUCCCGUUUCAGCGCCAAAUUGAGGUAAACUUUUAAGUCCAAUUUUCCUUUCUGCUCACAAGUCCUUAUUUAGAGUCCAAUUGUCCGAGUUUAGGUACUCACGGGUGAUUAUUUUAGAAGCCAGAUUAUCCCAGGAAAAAGGCAGCGCUCUCCGGCAACGGCUGUGCGGCUUCGCUCCAUGGAAGAAGCAGUUGACUCUCAGCACCGCACCACUUCCCCCUCUUCGCUCCGGAGCCCGUUAAUGGGUUCUUUUGCGGGUUGGGGGGGCGCUAAGGGUGCCCGCCGAGUCCCAUGGUCACAGGCUUCAUCCGCCUGUGAUUUUUAAAAGGGUCCCCACUUCACCGUAGCGGAAAAGACCCGUUUCGCGUGGAGCUAGUCCCUCCAGAUCAGAGGGAGUCCGCCAUUGCCGAUGGCGCCACCCCGGAAGUCCUGGUUUCUCAUCUCUGUUCAUUCAGAAGUCUUUUAUAAGCCCUUCCUGUUGAGGAGAGCCAGUUACCACCCUGGCUUGGUGGAGCCACUUGGAUAUUUAGGAGCCCAUCACUGCCCAGGGUACUGCUUCCAUCAGUAACACAUCCCCCUUUCCAGCGGAUGUAACAUUCCAGCCUGUGAAUUAACAGGGUUUCCAGGGUGUUCUUCAGUAAUAUGGUUUAUCUCUGCUGAACGUUCCAAAGUAAUGGCCCCUCUAACACUUUGGCCAGCAAGUAGAUAAAGAGAAAGAAAAGACACAAAUACAUGGACUAAUGAGUAAGGCAACUCUGUACUUGGGUAGAGAACUUAGGGUAAAAGCAAGAACCCUAAGCCAAGUGCCACAGCAGAUAUCUUUUGGAUGAUAUGAGUGUCGAGCCAGCUUUACAAGCCCAUUUUUCCAGAGUCAUUUGGGAAAUAAGAUCCUAUUAACUAAUUACAGUAUAGAUAGGGUGAGCCUACAGAAUCAGCAACUUGCUGCAAUCAGCCCUUUGGAACUGUCUUUCCUAUUAUGGCUGCUUACUUUUAAGGAAAGGGCUGGUGCUGUGAUGUUUUUUAUUUUAAUGGUGUGUGUGUGUAUUCCAAAAUAAUACAGCUUUUAACAUACAUAUAUAUAUAUAUAUAUAUAUAUAUAUAUAUAUAUAUAUAUAUAUUCUACUAAUGCUUGUUUUUUAAUAUGUUUAUAGUUGUUUCUAUUUUAGUUGUCAGACGCCUUGAGUCCCAUUAGGGAAAAAGGCGGGGUAUAAAUAAAUACAGCAGCAGCAGCAACAACAACAACAACAACAACAUAAUACCCCUGGUGGGCUUUACUGCAGGGGAAGCAGAAUACAAAACUGUAGGUUCCCACAGGAGCCCCAGUGGCUACUGCAGAGAGGAUGAAGGGCUUGGGAUCUUUGACCUGGAACCCCCUUCCCAGCCAAACAUGCCUUAAAUGCUUUGGAGCUGCUUUGGAGAACAGUGUUUUGGAAAUACCUUUCUGAUAUCUUCAUCAGAGGUGUGAAACCAGUCCUGGGGUGCUCUUUGCUAGGGAUCAUCUACAUAAGACUCCUGGGUGCCAGGAUGCCUGCCACUGCCUUCUAUGCCACCCACAAAAGGUCUUAGGGAAUAUCUGUUCAAAAAUCCACAAUGCAUGAUGAUAAACUGCGAGAAAUGUCACAACAACAAUGGGUACAAACUUGGGACUUCAAACAUCUUGCAAGGUGCUGCCAAAAAGAGCCCCCCCCCCAUUUUAACAGGGGGUUCCCAUGCAAGCCCUUUCCUGGUUCAGGAAGGGGUUUUCAUGCAAUCCUGCUAAGCUUGAGCAGGAUUUAACUUCUCAUCAGCUGAAGAGUGGGAGUUAGUUAGUUAGUUAGUUAGUUAGUUAGUUUGUUUGUUUUGUACACUGCCCUUCACCUGAGGGUUGCUGAGUGCUUUAUAGUAUAAAAACACUGGUGGGAAAAGGCAUGCCACAGGCAUUGCAGGAUUUAACCCUACCUCCCAUCAUAUGUUGUCACUAGUGAUGCCAGCUGAUGGGGUGGCUGGGUAGGCAUGGUUUGGGGAAUACAUCCUUGGGGGCCAAGAUUGCCCCACAGACUGAAGCUUACCCAAUCCUUUUCUUAAGGGAUACAAGCUUUCUUCUUGCAUGCUCUAAAUCCAGCCAUUUUGUUCCUUUCUGUCAGAAGUUGGAUUUAGUAACGGAGGAACCUGCCUUUUUCCAAGCCAAACUAUUUGUCGAUCUCACUGGCCAUGGCUUUCCAGGGUCUCAGGCAGGGAAAAGUAUUUCCCCAUCUGCAGCCACCUGAGUCAUUUGGCUGGAAGUGCCAGACAUUGAAUGUGGGACCUUCUGCAUGCAAAUCCUGUUCUCCAGAGCUAUGAUCCCUCCCAUUGGCCUGAUAGCUGUGCUGGCAGGUAGUAGAGAGGCACGUAGACCUCCAGAGUAAAUUAUCUCUGGUCCUCCUAGCACUCGUCCUCUCAAGCUCCAAUAAUUCUGUCAUGGCUAAAAAUUGGCCGCUGUUUCUUUAAUGCUAAAAGAACUAAGUCAGCGGCCUACAAUGACUCAUGCAACCUUUCACCAAAUUGUACCUGUAUAUAUAGAGUGGUUAAUGUUAGUGUUGGUGUGGGUUGGUUGGAUGGUAGAAAGCUGGUUGCGUUUGCUGUGUGUAAAAGCUGUUGGUCGUGGUUGGAGAAGAAUACUUUUGAGAUUUUUGAGAAUAAAAGUAACAUUCUGCAAAGUACUCUUUCUUAAGGACUCUUUGUGCCAACUAAGGUCUGAGGACUAGGCAAAGGAGUAAAAAGGAGGUCAGAAGCUUUUCUUUUUCAAACACUGACAAAUUCUACAUGCACUGAAAGUGAAAUAUUUUCUGCCUAUACUACAGCUGCGCUUAAAAUCUAACAUGGGCAUCACUUGAUAUUCCUUCACAGGAGCCAUGUUCCUCUUCAUUUCUCUUCUAUCUGCUAAAUAAUUUUCCCUUCUCCAAUUUUCUUUCCUCUUUUUUUCUUCCCUCCCAGGCCUGAAUUGGUAGUUAAGAAGCUGCAUUAUUAUGCAAGAUUCAUUGUGGUUUGCCUUUUACCGAACAAAAUGGAUGUCAUCAAGGAUCUUGUAAAGGUAAAACCAUUGUGUACCAUUGUGAUGUGUGUAGUUAAGACUUUGCACAUGCUCCAAGGAGCUCGGAGCCUUGUAUUAGCUUUGCAACGACCAUGUGAGUGCAUGUUAAGUUGAGGAUGGCCAGAAAGCAUUUGUGCCUGGCUUUCCCCCCACUGAAGCUCAGCGUUCUAAUCACUAUGCCACCUUGACUGUCCAAUAGCAAUUCCCAAAUUCUGUGCAGUGAGAAAUUAAUGGAAGGGUCCUGGAAUCUCAGGGUAUCCAUCCAUGGAGGAGGCUGUUGUGUUGCUGUAUGAAUCAUUGCCCUAUUCUUGCCUCCUUCCAGUCAGCCCCUGCCUUGGUGCAGAUUGUACUUUGGGUAUAAAGUGCAGUUGGAUUGCUCCCAUCUGGAAACCAAUGUCCCCACUGUGGAAAGACAUGUGGAUCCAGAAUUGGCCUCCACAGUCACUUAUGGACUCACUGUUAAAACCGUGUUUAUGGAAGACAAUCUUACUCGGCUACAAGUGAUUGCCAAAGAAGAAAGAAGAAGAAGCCUCAGAACUGCCCACUCUUAGGAUUAAAUGGCUUUUCUGGGCUUUCUUCUUUUUCCAAUCAGGUUUUUGGCUGCUCUCUCCCUCUCAGUUUUUCCUCUUUCACAGGGUUGUUACGAAAGUUGCGCGAGUACAAAAGUGCAUGCAGAAACAUCGGAGAGUGGGGUAAUGAUUCUGGUAUACUAUAAAGGCGUAAACCUCUCCAAGUGUAAGAGUGAAACAGCAGUGCUUCCAUUAUUAAUUUGAAGUGGUGAAGUUUGUCUUGCCUGUAUAAAAAGAAUAUCGGGCACAGUAUUCUAUGACGGGGUCUGGUCUGCAAGCUUCAUUCAGGUGACCCACAGCUUGUCUGCAGGAGAAGCAGUUGUGAAUGGAGGGUGCAACUUACUGCUCUGUUGUUCUCAGAACUCAGCAGUUCACCUGGAAGCCAGGUGGUAUGGACCUGAAGUGAUGGAGGGAGGAGGCACUUGAAAGGAGUGGAAAGCAGUGGAUUUAAUAGAAGGCUGCAUUUAAGGAGUUCAUUCUUGAGUAAAUUAAAAAUCAUCUAGCAUAGUGCAUUAUUAUUAUGGUUAUUGUUACAUUUUUACCCACAGUUCCUCCAAGGAGUUCAAGGUGGUGUACAUAUUUCUUCCUCUCUCAAUUUUAUCCUCACAACAGCCUUGUAGGUUAGACUAAGAGACUAUGACUGGUCCAAGGUCACCCAGUGAGCUUUGUGGUCAAGUGGGGCCUAGAACUCUGGUCUCCCAGGUCUUAGUCUAGCACUCUAACUACUACACCACACUGGCUCUGCAUUACAAUAGCUACACAGUAAUUAAGUGAUCUGCCAACACUGUUGGGAUCUCCGCUCGGCCAAGCUGAUAAAGCUGCCUUCAAAGCUUUGGUGCCAUCUAGUGGUUGCACUGCAUUCUGGGAUGACAUCUGUGAGGACUCCCCCUUGGUGAUGCAUCUAGCACUACGCCGAUCCGCUUCAUUCAACACCACAGCAGUAACAUGCGCUACCGUUAGCUGAGCAGUAGGCAAAACAGCAAGCUGGCUGGCAAUUGCUUCCCAACUUAAACCCAAAGAAUGUAGAAUCAUGAAGGAAUACACAGCCUCUGGAAAGGUGAUUCCACACUGUUGCAACUCAUGCCUGAGAUUCUGCAUUUCCAUGAGGUGAGCACGUACGUCUGCUCCAUCUGCAAGUGCCAUAUCAUGCAACUUGGCAUAAAAGAACAAAGAAGCUCCCGCCUCUGUUCUUAAAUGUGACUGUUGGAGACUGUCCCACAUCUCUUUGGCUGAGGCCUUGUUAUGCAAAAGACAUAACUCUUCAGGGGACACAAUAAGAGUCAGAGUUCCCCUUGCUUUGGAAUCCUUAGCCUCCCAUUCUGCAGUUACUGGAGCUGGGGGGGGGGGGGGCAUCUGUUAUCACAUUAAACAGACCCUCUUUUCUUAGCAGAGCUUCUGCAUACUGCACCCAGUCCUGAUAAUUCCCUUUGGAGAGCUUAGGAAUUCCCAACGCAAAAUGAAGAGCCUCCUGUACUUUUGGAUUAGCCAUUUUGUGUCUUUUUACAAGCAGCUGCAUUCCAAAAGCACACUCAUGAGACUUUUGCUUUCCUGCCGCAGCCGGUCAGUGCUCUGGCUAAAAGUUCAAAGUCCACCCUUAUUGCCAUUAAUUAGGGACUGGCAGGCUUCCCGGGGCAAUGAGCACAUUGUUGUUGUUGUUGUUUAGUCGUUUAGUCGUGUCCGACUCUUCGUGACCCCAUGGACCAGAGCACGCCAGGUACUCCUGUCUUCCACUGUCUCCCACAGUUUGGUCAGACUCAUGUUUGUAGCUUCGAGAGCACUGUACAACCAUCUCAUCCUCUGUCGUCCCCUUUGCCUUGUGCCUUUUAUCUUUCCCAACAUCAGGGUCUUUUCCAGGGAGUCUUCUCUUCUCAUGAGGUGGCCAAAGUAUUGGAGCCUCAGCUUCACGAUCUGUCCUUCCAGUGAGUACUCAGGGCUGAUUUCCUUAAGAAUGGAUGCAUUUGAUCUUCUUGCAGUCCAUGGGACUCUCAAGAGUCUCCUCCAGCACCAGAAUUCAAAAGCAUCAAUUCUUCGGCGAUCAGCCUUCUUUAUGGUCCAGCUCUCACUUCCAUACAUCACUAUUGGGAAAACCAUGGCUUUAACUAUACGGCUCUUUGUUGGCAAGGUGAUGUCUCUGCUUUUUAAGAUGCUGUCUAGGUUUGCCAUCGCCUUUCUCCCAAGGAGCAGGCGUCUUUUAAUUUCGUGACUGCUGUCACCAUCUGCAGUGAUCAUGGAGCCCAAGAAAGUAAAAUCUCUCACUGCCUCCAUUUCUUCCCCUUCUAUUUGCCAGGAGGUGAUGGGCCCAGUGGCCAUGAUCUUUGGUUUUUGAUGUUGAGCUUCAGACCAUAUUUUGCGCUCUCCUCUUUCACCCUCAUUAAAAGGUUCUUUAAUUCCUCCUCACUUUCUGCCAUCAAGGUUGUGUCAUCUGCAUAUCUGAGGUUGUUGAUAUUUCUUCCGGCGAUCUUAAUUCCGGCUUGGGAUUCAUCCAGCCCAGCCUUUCGCAUGAUGAAUUCUGCAUAUAAGUUAAAUAAGCAGGGAGACAAUAUACAGCCUUGCCGUACUCCUUUCCCAAUUUUGAACCAAUCAGUUGUUCCAUAUCCAGUUCUAACUGUGGCUUCUUGUCCCACAUAGUGAUUUCUCAGGAGACAGAUGAGGUGAUCAGGCACUCCCAUUUCUUUAAGAACUUGCCAUAGUUUGCUGUGAUCGACACAGUCAAAGGCUUUUGCAUAGUCAAUGAAGCAGAAGUAGAUGUCUUUCUGGAACUCUCUAGCUUUCUCCAUAAUCCAGCGCAUGUUUGCAAUUUGGUCUCUGGUUCCUCUGCCCCUUCGAAAUCCAGCUUGCACCUCUGGGAGUUCUCGGUCCGCAUACUGCUUAAGCCUGCCUUGUAGUAUUUUAAGCAUAACCUUGCUAGCGUGUGAAAUGAGUGCAAUUGUGCGGUAGUUGGAGCAUUCUUUGGCAUUGCCCUUCUUUGGGAUUGGGAUGUAGACUGAUCUUCUCCAAUCCUCUGGCCACUGCUGAGUUUUCCAAAUUUGCUGGCAUAUUGAGUGUAGCACCUUAACAGCACCAUCUUUUAAUAUUUUAAAUAGUUCAGCUGGAAUAUCAUCACUUCCACUGGCCUUGUGGCCUUGAGCACAUAUCUCUCAUCAAUCGUCUUGACACGCAGAGAAGAUAAGAGCUGCAUUCCAUUAUUCAGGGCUCGGAACCAAAAAUGUCGGGAUCUUCGCUCGGCCAAGCUGAUAAAGCUCAUUUUGCUCUGGCCGAGUCCUUCGUAAUCACCUCCCGACGGGAUUAACAACCUGAGCCUUUGAUGAAGCCCCAGGCACAUUCCUAUCCAGCAGAGAAUCAAAGCAGCAUGCGGAAGUGAUGAGAGGUUUGGGCUACAUGGCUAAAGAGUUUGUUUCUUACUACGCAGACUGAAAACACAUCCUCUCUCUGUGAAAGCAGAGAGCAACUGAACAACAAAGGAACAGGAAACCACUAACGUCACAUCCAUCUCCCGUGAGACUUCCAACAGUAUGGAAUGUGUGGAAUGUAAACAGAGUCUUGUGACUCCAAAGCACUGCUCAGUGGCAAACAGAAACUAACAAACACCCAUAGCACUUUCCAAGUAGUUGCGGGUGGGAGCAGUGGAAGUUUGGGAACCACUGCUCUGUAAGAACAGUUGCACAUUUGAGAAUAUGAUAGCUCACCGCUGAGAUGCAUGAUAUGGUGAACGAAGACGGAUCAGAGAAGAUCAGACCAAAGAAUACACAGAGCCUUUGGAAAAAAUACUGAUCGAGAUCUGCCUGAAUAUGAGAGUAGAAUGGUAAAGUGAGAGGUAGCAGAUAAUGAAAUGGAGAGGACCUUCACACAGGUGGCUGGAGGAGUGGAACAGACAAAUGAUUAAGUUGUGAUCCUGGAGGAGGGGAAUGAAACCAUUAACAGACAUUAAGAAACAUCUUGAGAUGGCAGAGAUAGAGCUGAGAGAGAAAUGAUCCUGUGUACAAGGUGGAGUGAAUUCAGAGGAAAAAACUACCAAGCCUGUGCCAAUUCUCUUGGGGGGGGGGCAGGAUGGAAGAAGAGGAAAUGGAAGGAACUUUUUUCCAAAUUAGGACAGAAAAUCAUGGCCAACAGGAAAUGGGAUUGGAAGAGAUGGAACUGGGUACAAAUUAAUGAAUAUACAACAAGUGGAUAACUAUGGAUUAUUAUCCUUAUAAUGGAUGUUGGUUUUUUAUUUUUGUUUUUGAGAUAAGGUCCACAUACCGGAUUGGAAGAAGACUAUUCUAGGCAUGUAUUGAUAAUAACAACUGGGGAGCCCCUUUUGGACUUUUUUGUGGAAAUGAGAAUGAAUUUAGGGUGUCUGGGGUUGAAGAUUGGGAAAACAUCAUCUAGCUGAAUGAGAAACAGCUGGAUAUAAUCAUGAAAUACAGCUAGAUACUAGCAUUGAGAGCCAGUGUGGUGUAGUGGUUAGGAGUGGUAGACUCGUAAUCUGGUGAACCAGGUUCGUGUCUCCGCUCCUCCACAUGUAGCGGCUGGGUGACCUUGGGCUAGUCACACUUCUUUGAAGUCUCUCAGCCCCACUCACUGUUGGCAUGCAACCAAGGAAAUGGGGGCAAUUGGCAGGCCCCCCCAGCUGGCACCAGCCCACCGGCCAGUGUGCCGGGUGAUCUCCAGUCCUUGUUGCAGCAUCUGCGACCCGAGCUUCAAAAGCUGGGGCAUGCAACUCAGCAGAGUAAACUCGCAAAAAGAAGUGGCAGGAGAGGCUGUGUGAGCAUAUUUACAAGCAAUUUAUUCAGCAUACAUCAGGACAAAAGGAAACAUGUCUGAUCUCCUUCGUGUCCAAAGCAAGGCAGCUAAAAGCAAAAGCUAUACACAAACAGAAGUUCCCAGCAAGCUGUGCUGGAGUGUAAACAGACAUGUGACAUACAACAAUUCCACACGUCUGUUCUUAAGAUGGAAUGGAAUAUUCUAACAUCUUUCAUUGUAACCUGUGUCACCUGUGUCACAGUAUUUCAACCCAACUGCAACCUCUGUACAUUAACCUGAAGUUGUUCUCUGUUAACAACCUUAGACAACAGAUCUGCAGGAAUUUCGUUUCCUGGCAUGUAGGACACCUGAAUGAGUCCUUUCUGGAUACACUCCCUUGCACAAUGUAACUUUAUCUGCAAGUAUUUGGUCCUUUGCUUGCAACUCUCUGAGGCCAGCAAAGCCAAACAGGACCCGUUGUCUUGAUACACCUGUAUAGGACAUGUCACUUUGACCCUGACAUCCUGAAACAGUUGCAUCAACCAUUCACAACCCGUGAGUGAAAAUGACAGGGCAUUGAGUUCUGAUUCAUGGGGACUUAGGCUUACUGUCGUCUGCUUCUUGCACAGCCAGUCAAACAGACAGUGGUUGUACAUGUAGCAUACUCCAGAAGUGCUUGUACCAUCCGUGGUGUCACUUCCAAAACUAGCAUCUGCAAAGAUUUCAAGACCUCCAGUCUUCUGACUGGUGAACCUCAGCCUGUAGUGCAAAGUCCCUUUCAAAUAGCAGGCUAUGCGCUUCAGAGCUUUCCAAUCCUGAACAGUAGGAUUGUUGGCAUGUCUGCUAAGCAGGUUAGUGCUUACAGCUAUGACAGGUCUUGAACAUCUAGCAAUGAAAUUCAGCUUGCCUAGAAUGCAUCUGUACAGCGUGGUAUCAGAAAAUGCUUCAGCAGUACUAUCUACCUGGUAACCUGUCACCAUCGGUGUGUCUGCUGGGUUUGCAUCAACCAAAUUCAGCCUUGUUAAUACAGGAACGAUUUUCUGUGUUUGGUGUACCAGAAAAUAACCUGCUUGGUCCCUCUCCACCUGCAGAGAAAGAUAGUUGGAUACCUCACCAAGAUGCUUCAUGUCAAAGUGCUCCUUCAGCUGAGCGAGGGUGCUUUGGUACAAAGCCUGAUUCUUCCAAAACAGAAGAAUAUAAUCAACAAAACACAAACAAUACAGUUUGUUUUGCCCCUCCUCCUUGACAAAGACACAUGAAUCAACUUUGCCUUGGUGAAAACCUAGAGAAAGCAAUGUCUCAGUGAGUUUUGUGUUCCAACACCUGGCACUCUGCUUGAGACCAUAUAAGGAUUUCCAUAGUUUACAGACCAUUCCUUUCUGUGUCUGCAUUCCAUCAGGUGGAAACAUAUACAGCUCCUCCCCCAAAAACCCGUACAAAAAAGCUGUGUUCACGUCGUGAUGAGAAACGUGCAGUUUCUCCUCUGCAGCAAUCGUGAGCAUUAGCCUAAUGCUCUUAUACUUGAUGGUGGAUGAGUAGGUCUCGUGGUAAUCCUGUCCUGGUACCUGUGAAAAACCUCUGGUGACCAAUCUGGCUUUGUGCCUGACAACCUUGCCAUUCUGGUCUGUCUUGGCCUUAAAGACCCAUUUGCUGUCCACCAGCCUCAUUCCUGGAACUAUUGGCACCAGCUCCCAGGUUUAGUUCCUAUUCAAGGAAUCAAUUUCAGCCUUCAUCUUUAGAUGAAUUUCAGGCUCAGCAUCUUUAGUAGUUAACUCCUGGAUCUCUUAGAAGCUUAAAGGUUCCCAUACCUUCUCUGAGCUACUAAUAACAUCAACUGCUGUUUUAGCAAACUCAUCAGGAUACCUCUUUGGAGCUUUGCCUUUUGUGACCCUUUCAGAUCUGCGUACUAGAUGCAAGUCUUCUGCACUCAUCUCCUCUUUCUUAGGAGAAUGGUGGCCAAUGGUGAACAGUGGUUCUUCCAGUUCAGUGUCAGACGCAUCAGAUGGUCUGAGAGAGGCCUUUGUGCUUUUGUAGUCUGCUUUGUCAUCACUGUCGCUGACAUCAGCAGCUGCACCGCCCACUGAGCUGGAAUCCGAACUCUGAUCAUCAUCCUCAGCUUCCUCUGCUACCUCAUCAUCCUCAUCUUCUGAGUGACUCUGGAAAAUUCCCACAUUCCCCCCCCCCACUUGGGAUUGUACUCAACACUCUUUGUAAACCGUAUGGUCUUAGUGUCAGUCAUGAGUACCCUGUAUGCACCUUUUUCGUACCCCAUGAACAAACCAUGUCAGGGAACUGCAGGUAGAGAGGGGAGGUUACAGGGGAAGAUCUCCUUUAAUCAGCAGUUUCUCGUCCUCAGAGGAAAGGGAAGACAAAGAGGGGAGUGACACUGAGAGGGAGGGGGAACUUCCGAGUGUUAAUGCCUCUCGUCACAGGAGGAGGAGGGGGCUGGGAAGUUGGUGGUGUUUGCCCCACCUCAAAAAGAGAAGCGUCAGAAGGAACAACUCGCCAUGAUGAACGGACUGUUUUUCUUGAACUGCUUGUAAAUACGCCAAGUGCAAUAAAGAUAACAGAUUAUGGCUGGGUGCCUGGAUUUUUAUCUCCUCUCAGCGUUACAAAUCAAGGGGUGCUAGCUCUCCCUGACACCCACACUUUCCAAGCUUGCUGCUCUGUGGGGUGUGGACCCACAUGUCAGAACCAAAGAUUCUCAUGUGUUUGACGUAAGGUUUCUUACCAAACAUCUUCUCAUAGGGAGUACAGCCAAUAGGUGAAGACAAUCUCCUGUUAUACAUGUAAACAAAAUUAGAGAGUGACUCUGCCCAAUAUUGCUCAGGAAGAUUGGCAUCAUGCAACAAGGUUUUUAGGUCUUGCAGCAAAGUUUGAUCGCCCUUUCACAAAGUCCAUUCUCCCAGGAAGACCUAGGACUUGAGAGGUCAUGCUACAUUCCCUUCUCAGUCAGAAAAGCUUCAAACUGCUGAGAAGUGAAUUCACCGCCUCGAUCAGUAAGCAAACAACCCAGAUGUCUGCCGUGGGCAUUUUCCAACCAAGCACAGAAUGCCUUGAACCUAGGAAACUCUUCUGAUUUCUGUUUCAGCACGAACACAUGAAUGUACCUGGAAAAAGAAUCAAUUAAAACCAUGAAGUACCUUGCUCUACCCAAAGAGGGUGCAAGUGGACCAACCAGGUCUCCGUGGACUAGCUGAUAGGGGUUAGAAGUCUGCCUGCUAGACACUUGCCUUUGGGUGCAACCUUAACUUUGUGUUCUGCACAAGAGACACAUUUCAUUUAAUACCUGCAGGGUUUGAUGGUUAAACCCUGAACCUUCUCUGGCAUCUUGGCUAGCGCUUGCCAUCCCAGGUGACCAAUUAUUCAAUGGUGUGUAUGAAUACAAUCUAAAUGAAGAACUUUCUUAGUUUGUGCAACACAGCAAGAUUCAACAUUAGGCACAUUAACACCAGUGUCAUCAUAAGUUAUCAAGAACAAUCCAUCUACAAAACUAGCAUGCAAGAUGUCCUCAUUGUUCUUCCUGAUGACACAGAUCCCCUUCUUGAAGGAAAUUUCAAAGUCUUGCUCAGUCAGCUGUGGGAUACUGAGCAAAUUGUCUGCUGAGUCAGGAACAUACAGUACUUUACUGAUGGUGGUGUGCAAACUUGCCAGCUUCACUGUUCCAAUCUCAGCAACCCGCAAAGUCUUACCAUCAACCUGUUGAAUUGCUCCAUCCUGUGGUGUAAAGGAGAUAAACAAGUGUCUGUCCCUUGCAAUGUGCUGCGACGUGCCUGAAUCCACAACAAAUCGGGCUUUGGCUUUUGGAGAAGCAGUGCUAGCAACCAAAGCCUUGUUCUGCACUGUUUUGGGCUUUUGGCCCCCCUUCUUCCGGCCAUCUGCAGACUUUUUCCUCUGUUUACCUUUUGCCUUUGGACAAUCCUGCUGGAUUUGACCUUGGUUCCCACAGAACAGGCACUUCACAGCUGCCAACUCCUUAGCUCCCCCCUGGUGGCUGCAAUGCUGUUCCAGGUGAUGUCGCAGUCUGCUCCCCCUGAAGCAUGCAACCAGGGUCUGCUGCGUUCCUCUGAUCAUACUCAUUUUGGAGGACGGCCAAAACCUUUGCUGCAGUCAGGUCUUGGGCAGGUAGAGUAGCCAGCUUGGCUUGUCACAGCAUGGUAACUCAUCCAGGGAGUCCAAAAUCAGGACAGCAAAUAAAGACUCAGGCAUAGUGAAACCUCUAUGCACUGAUUCCUGUCUUAACUUCUGCAAGUUCAAUACAUGGGCUCUCAGGUCUCCCCCUGGCUCAAGCUUCUUUCUGUGCAGCUUUCUGAAGUAAAGCAAUACAGACCCAGCUUCUGUUCUCAGAUGCAAAUCGCGCAACCCUUCCCACAUCUGGCACGAAGUGGUCUUGCCAGCCAGGGUAAUUAACUCCUCCAGAACUACUGACAGGAGAAUUGCCCCCAUGGCCUUGGAGCUGGCUGCAGACCAUGCUUCUGUGAUUUGAGCCGGGGGAUCUACAGAAACAGUGUGCCACACUCCAAGCCAUCUCAAUUGACCCUUGCAGUACUUUGCCCAGGUCUGAGAAUUUUGUCCAUUUAAAUGUGGACAGGGAGCCCCAUCAGACGCAGUCUGUAAAAGAUCCAUUCCUGCUUUUUACUUCAGCCAGGAACUGAGCUCUUCACAGGUCAUAAAUCUUAGCAGGUCGUAAAUCAACGCAGCCUGCUUCUUUCUGGCAUUAAUUGCUUGGCACGGACAUCAAAGGCCCUCUAUGUGGGGAAAUGCUUCACUCCACAUACCUCUCUACUUGCCAGGUCGAUACAACAGCCAUCAGCAGCCUUACUCUCAUGUAAGCGCCGUGGAUCUGGACCCAUAACCCUGUUGUUGGCAUGCAACCAAGGAAACGGGGGCAAUUGGCAGCCCCCCCCCCCCCAGCUGGCUCCAGCCCACCGGCCAGUGUGCCGGGCGAUCUCCAGUCCUUGUUGCAGCAUCUGUGACCCGAGCUUCAAAAGCUGGGGCAUGCAACUCAGCAGAGUAAACGCGCAAACAGACGUGGCAGGAGAGGCUGUGUGAGCAUAUUUACAAGCAGUUUAUUCAUAAUACAUCAGGACAAAAGGAAACAUGUCUGAUCUCCUUCGUGUCCAAAGCAAGGCAGCUAAAAGCAAAAGCUAUAACAAACAGAAGUUCCCAGCAAGCUGUGCUGGAGUGUAAACAGACAUGUGACAUACAACAAUUCCACACGUCUGUUCUUAAGGUGGAAUGGAAUAUUCUAACACUCACCUCACAGAGUGUUUGUUGUGGGGUUGGAAGGGAAAGAAAAAUGUUAGCCGCUUUGAGACUCCUUCGGGUAGUGAUAAGGCAGGGUAUCAAAUCCAAACUCCUCCUCUUCUUCUUCCUGCAGUGAACACUUUGAAUAUUCUGAGUAAUCUUUAUUUACAUAAUUGAGAGACUGAGAAUCAGAAGUUCUCACCACUCUUUUUAUGUUUUAUUAUCUUUUUCUUCAUGUAGUUUUCCUUUUCCUUUUUCCUUUUAUCCACUAUGCUUUUGCUUAUUUUUCGUUUUGUUCAUUAUGUCCUCUACUCUGGCUUAAUGAGGUUGGAAGGUGAUGGUUGGCAGGUGAAAGACCCUGCUUGAGAGGCAGGGAAGGGAAGAUCUCCCAGGGUUGGAGGCUGGGAGAAGAAAGGGAAGCUCCCAGGUGAGACAGGAAGGUCAACCCCUUUCUAUGGGUCCCAACCUUUGGGAGAGGGCUUUUUUCAUCAUCCACCUGCCCCGCUUUCUCUUUUUCUUUUCUUUCUCUCUUUUUUGUUUUUUGCUUUUACUUUUGUUUAGAUUAGUUUGAUUACUUUGUUUUUAUUAUAUUGUAUGUUGAAAAAUUUCAAUAAUGAUGAUGAUGAUGUAGCACAGCUUGCUAGGAAGCGGAAAUGUGCCAACCAGCGUGGAUGUGGCUGUGCACCAUGGAUCCUCAAUUUCUCACCUCUAGUUUACUGCUGUUACUGCUUCCCUGAACACUCUAAACAAUUAUUUUUGAGCAUUGCCACAUGUUUCCUUACUUACUGCACAUGCCUACUCACAAAAUCUAAUCAAGUUAGCCCCCCGACUCAAAGCAGCACUAAAUCAUCUCAUUUGUUGCUCUCUGUGCUUUCUAGGAAUUGUCAGAUGAGAUUGAAGACUACACCCACCACUUCAGCACGGACGACCAAGUGGAGUGGAAUCUGGUUCUCCAAGAGGUGGCUGCAUUUGUCGAGGUGAGGACUUAAAAGUGAAUCGCUGCAUUUUCCUUUCUUUCUGAAAAAGCUCAGUAUCUUCCCAGAUCUUGACUCAUAUCCUACAUCUUCUGCAACAAUCCUCAGGCAAAAGGGGCAUUUAGCUCAGUGUUCUAUCUUCUACAGUAGCUAGGCAAAUCCCCUAAGAAAUUGGCAAGCAAAGAAUGUUGGAGUUUUCCCAUUUGUUCCCAACAUCGGGUAGUUAAAGGGUGCUGCAGAAUAUGUAGGCCCUUAAUUCUUACAACUAAUACCUCUUGUCUUCUCUGUUAAUUGGUAUUUUUAGCAAGCCAUCUGAGCUAGUUACCAUUAUUGUAGUUUGCUAUUAUGGGAAGCAGAGUUUUUGUUUAAAAGGCAAACCACACACCCAUGCUUCUAGUUCUCAUUGUUUUAGUGAGAAGCUUUUAAACGCUGAAAGAAACGGGAGGUCAUUGUCUUCCCUCUGUGCCUUCAAGUUAUCUCCUACUACCCAUUCCCCCUCCUAGUAACUCACUUCCUGCUUCUAUAUAGUCCUUUGCCUUUUCCAAAUAGGAACAAUUGCUUUCAUAGUGUUAGAAAAAGUAAAUUGAGCAACAUUAUACAAGGGAAGCAACACCACUCAGUGGUAGAACAUCUGCUUUGCAUGCAAAACAUCCCAGAUUCAAUCCCCAAUAUGGCAUUUCCAGGGAUGUCCCCUGUCUGAGACCAUAGGGAGUCAUGACCAAAGAGUGUUGGCAAUACUGAGUUUGAUGAGCCAGUGGUCUGACUUGGUAUAAGGUAGCUUCCAGUGUUCCUAAGGUAAUAUAAUUUUUGCCAGCAUGUAUGUGUAUAUAUACAAAAAACAGAAUUAUUUAUUCCUGAGUGGGCAGGAAUAGAAUGCAAGAGCCCUACUCAUAAGCCAAAUCUUGUGAAGGAAAUAUGUGUAAUUAAGACUAGAAUCUUGCAGGGAAAAUUCCUUUGAUCGCAGCUGCUCUUAUUACUCCUGGACUUUCAAAAGCUCGCAGUAAUAUAUCAGAGGCUGAUUUGCAGUUCACCUGGUGCUGCUCCAUCCUCAUGGUAAAGCGAGUCUUCGCCAAAAGAAACAAGCUUAGUACAGGAUAAUUGACAAACAGAAUCUCUGUGAGGAGAACCUGAGCUUACAGGGUUAAACAGCUCAGAGUGUACGCCCUGCCUACUAUUGGGAGGGGGGAGAUUCUGCGUCAUAGCCGAGAGUCUAAACCCUUUGUUCUCUCUACUUUCGCUUUUGAGGAGAGUGGACGUGUUUUCACGAUGCUGUUCAACAAUGGAUAGUCUGCUGUAAAUAAAAACUGCUUCUAGCUGCUAAUAUCCUGAGUGGACUUUAUUUAAGCACACUGAAGAAAGCACUGAAGUUUGCAGCUUUCUCUUACCGCUGCUUAACUCUGCGUUUGCUCAGAGCAUCGGAAUGUGGCCCUUUGAAGUGCGGAGGCCUGGCUGGUAGCUGCGCAGCCGAAACGGGCUGGACGCCAGGACUUAUCUGAGCAAUAAAUCUUCUUCAGGUUAUGGGCGACAGUUACGACAGUUACGGAAAGCCUGCUUUGAUGUGCUGUGUGCUUUAAAAAGGCUGAGAAAGUUGAGAAGCUGCUGUUUUGCUGCCGGAAGAAAAAAAGUCCUGCUUUGAGGCUUUGCUUGGGAGAAAGCAGGGAAACUGGCUGCAAUGCUGUGUGCUGCAAAGAGUCGCUGGAGGCCUCUCCUUUGAAGCUGGCUGGUAUGCGUGAAUACUUCAAAGCCCCAAUGGGAGCACUGGGGGAGGAGAUGGCUGAGCUCCAGGACUUUUAUGAUGUCCCGUUUGAAAAGCUCACAACCCAGUCCUGGGAUAUCUGGGUUAGGAGAGUAAGGGGGUGGUUUUUGGCCACAGGGCUCUGGAGUAUAGCCCAGAAGGAGCCGGCCCCACCCAUGCCAGUUGCUGCUGAAGAUGGCGCAGCAGACCUGGAGGCUGCUUUGUUGGAAGAUAGAGAGCAAAGAAUGCAAAGAGAGCUCUGCAUGUUGAGAGCAAGCGUAGACGCUUUGCUGUUGCCCCACCUGGAGGGCGUUGAGUCUGCUCAGGCCGCCUGGCAGGUGCUGAGGAGUCUGUGUGAAAGCUCAGCAGGAGCCCAGGGCUGGGAGAAAGCCGAGAGCAGGGAGGAAGCCGAGAGCCCAGAGGGGGCUGCUGGCCAUGUUCCUGAAGUUACAGCUGGGAGUAGCUGCUUUGUCUCCGAGGGGCCGUGUGAUGUUGAGGCCUACAACCAGAGUGCUGGGGAGCGUGCAGGCCCAGGCUGUGCACCCAAAGGUGGGGGUGCUGAGAACAAAGGAAUGGCUGAAGAGGGAGCUGUGAGAGCUGUUGCUACGCGUCACCGCUGUUAUCGCUGUGGCUCCCCCUCCCAUCUUGUGAAAGAAUGUCCAGUGGAGGCACAGGAACAGCCGAAAGCCGUUUCCCGUAGCAACCAGAUAAAGGGCUCUUCUUCAAAGCGUGGGAAAGGCAAGCUGAAGGCAGCUGGCAGAGACACUGAACAUAAACAUUUGGCAGCCUCUAUGGCUGCAGUCAAGAGUUGUCAACAGGAUGCUGUGCUGGCUUUUGUGAUCGACAGUGGCGCUUCCCAUCAUCUCGUGCCAUCUAGUGGUUACCUGGAAAACUGCACCUCUGUAACUUCUGGGAAGACUGUCUGUUUAGAAGAUGGGACUCGACACCCACUCACGCAGACUGGCUCACUGUUUUGUUCUUUCUUACAGGAUUCAAUCCAGGCUUUUGUUGUUCCAGGACUGUCCUGCGCGUUGCUGUCUGUCAGAGCCCUUCUUGCUGAGAACUACAGAGUGUGUUUUGAGAACAAUAAGUGUUCUAUUUCUAAGAAUGGACAGCACCUAGUCAGUGUUGAAUGUAAAGACAGGUUGUUUGUGAUAGAUGCUUCUUUUGCAGGUCCAGAUGACACGGAGGAGGCUCAAGCACAGUGUGCUAACGUUCCAGUUCAUGAUGCGUGUGCUCACUUAUGGCACCGACGCAUGGCUCACGUGUCCUGGGGGUCAGUGAAGAAGAUCCCAGAGUGUACGCAAGGGUGCAAAAUGAAAUCAUGUGCUAAGUUUCUAGAUUGCAGAGCGUGCAAGUCCGCAAAAGUGAAAACGUGCACAUACCCAAGGUCUGAGAGGGUGACCACUAGGGCUUUUCAGUUAAUUCAUGCAGAUUUGUGUGGUCCGAUGUCUGUGACCAGUAUGGGCGGAGCCAAAUAUGUGCUGGUUCUGAUUGAUGACCACACGCACAACUCCUGGCUCUUCACGAUCCAACACAAAAAUGUAGCUGCGCCGCUAAUCAAAGACUGGAUUGCGGCUGUGGAACUGCAGUUUUCCACACGGGUGCAAAACUUUCAGAGCGAUCGCGGUGGGGAGUUCACCGGGUCUGCGCUGCAAAGUUUCUUCCGCAAGAAGGGUAUUCAACACAGGUUGUCCUCUCCACACAGUCCCCAACAGAAUGGAAUUGCGGAAAGACGGAACAGGACUCUAGGGGAGAUGUCUGCAGCUCUUUUGUUUGAUGCCGGGCUCCCACAGCGCUUUUGGGGGGAGGCUUGGCGAACGGCCAACUUUAUUCUGAACGGGUCGUUCAAUUCAGUGGUAGGUGACACACCCUACUUCUUGCUGUACGGAAAGAAGCCGAAAGUGCACUACUUCCGCGUUUUUGGCUGUGAGGCUUGGGUCCUCAUACCAAAGGCCAAACGCAAGAAAGGUGAACCCAAGUCCCAAAAGAUGAUUUUUUGUGGGUAUGAGCCAGGGACCAAGGGGUGGAGGUUUGCUUAUCCGUCAGGGAAUCAGUCCAGGAUUCUGCUCAGCAGCAGUGCUGAAUUCUGUGAGCAGAGUGGCUGGGCAAGGAUACAUGGGAACCCUGACAUCCUGUCAGAGAGUCUGCUUGACUCUGCCGAUGAAGGAGAGGAAGAGGUUGAACCUGCUACUGAGGCUCAGAGUCCAGACCCAGUGCAGGCAGAGGGGAGAACUUCUCCCAAGGCUGUGAAGAUUGAGCAACGCAGUGCUCCAUCUUCCCCCACAAGUUCGGCUGAGAAGUCCAGAAGGCGCAGUAAGUCAGAGGGGGAGCUCUCUGAUGCCAAGGACAUUCUGGCUGGCCCUAGUGGGUCAGAGGGGGUUCCUGAAGUAGUGCUGCGCCGUUCAGCUCGGACGACCAAGGGGAAACCUCCUGAAAGGUUUGCCGUCACUAGCGUGUGGGUCGGAAUGGCACAGUGUGAACCCGAGAGUUUUGUGGAUGUUCAGAAACGCCUCAGGAAGAAGCCAGGAAAUGACAUGAGGCGAUGCAGAAGGAGAUGAACUCAAUGGAGUCGCUAGGUGUGUUCUCCCUCACGAAGUUGCCGGUGGGUGAACAGGCCGUGGGUAGCCGCUGGGUUUACUGUCUUAAGCCCACAGCGACAGGAGAACUGCAGUAUAAGGCCAGAUUAGUGGCGAGAGGAUUUACGCAGCGCAGGGGGUUGCAUUAUACGGAAGUUUAUGCUCCCACCUCUAGGAGUGAAUCUCUACGCUUGGUCUUGGCCGUUGCUGCACAAAGAGGUUUGCUGGUGCAUCAUUUUGAUGUGGAUGUUGCUUACUUGAACUCAGACCUCCAGGAGGAUCUGUACAUGCUUCCUCCUCCAGGGUUUGAGGGCAAUGAGCAAGGUACUGUGUGGAAACUUCACAAGUCAAUUUACGGUCUGAAGCAAUCGGCCAGAAAUUGGAACUUGUGCCUGAAUGAAGCUUUGGAGAAGCUAGGUUUCAGGAAGAGUCUUGCUGACAGUUGCCUGUUCCUUAGAGGAUCAGGAGACUCACAGGAACUGGUGUUAUUUUAUGUUGAUGACAUCAUCCAUGUUGGAAAGGCAGACAAACAGGUGCAGAAGUUUGCCAAAGAGCUUGGGAAACGGUUUCAGCUCAAGAACCUGGGUGCAGUAAAGAUCUUUUUUUUUUUUUAAAGAAUAUUUAUUCCAAUUUUAAAGUUACAGAAAAAAAGAAAAAAACAUACAGGAAAAAAAAUAUAUAACAUGUUACAAAAAACAGACAGUAAGAAAAACUCAACAAAAAAUAAAAAUACAUUACAAUAAAGUAUUACAAAAAUCAAAUUAAACCUUUACAACCUUUUUCCCUUUUACUUAUUUCCAUGACUUCCUCUCACCUCCCUGCUUUGUAUUCUAGUUUAGAUCGUAUCUCCAGCAAAUCCUUCUAACCUUCUUUUCUUUUACUUGUUUUAACUUUCGAUAAUAUUUAAUCCUCCUCUAUCCUCAUUUUACACUUCAUUUUUACUUACUCCAUUUAUACCAUAUCUGCCAAAACGGCCUAAUAUUCUUUUCCAACCUCUUUCUAACAUUCUUUUAUAUUGCAGUAUUUCUGAAGAUAUAUUUUAAAUUUUUUCCAAUCUUCUUCCAUCGACCCUUCUUCCUGGUCUCGAAUUCUGCCGGUCAUCUCAGCCAGUUCCAUAUAGUCCAUCACUUUCAUCUGCCAUUCUUCUCGGGUAGGCAAUUCCUGUGUCUUCCAGUAUUUCCCAAUGAGAAUUCUUGCUGCUGCUGUCGCAUACAUAAAAAAAUUUCUAUCUUCCCUUCGCACCAAUUGGCCGACCAUGCCCAAGAGGAAGGCCUCUGGUUUCUUCAAGAAAGUAUAUUUCAAUACCUUUUUUAAUUCAUUAUAUAUCAUUUCCCAGAAGGCCUUGAUCUUUGGGCACGUCCAUCAAAGGUGAAAAAAAGUACCUUCAUUUUCUUUACAUUUCCAACAUUUAUUAUCAGGCAAAUGAUAGAUUUUUGCUAGCUUGACUGGGGUUAAGUACCACCUAUAAAUCAUUUUCAUUAUAUUUUCUCUUAAGGCAUUACAAGCCGUAAAUUUCAUACCUGUGGUCCAUAACCGUUCCCAGUCAGCAAACAUAAUAUUAUGCCCAACAUCUUGUGCCCAUUUAAUCAUAGCAGAUUUAACCGUUUCAUCCUGUGUAUUCCAUUUCAGCAGCAGGUUAUACAUUCUUGACAGGUUCUUAAUUUUAGGCUCUAACAAUUCCGUUUCCAGUUUGGAUUUUUCCUCCUGGAAACCAAUCUUUUUAUCUAGGUUAAAAGCCUCCCUUAUUUGAUAAUAAUGAAGCCAGUCUCGAACUUUAGUUUUUAAUUUGUCAAAACUCUGCAGUUUUAGUUUAUCUCCAACUUGUUCUAAAAUUUCACAGUAUUUUGGCCAGUUUGUCUCCAUAUUAGUUUUUUUCAAUGCCUUAGCCUCCAUUGGUGACAGCCACCUUGGUGUUUUACUUUCCAACAAAUCCUUAUAUCUCAUCCAAACAUUAAACAAUGCUUUCCUGACAAUAUGGUUCUUAAAGGCCUUAUGCGCUUUAACCUUGUCAUACCAUAAAUAUGCAUGCCAUCCAAACACAUUAUCAAAACCUUCUAAGUCCAGAAUGUCCGCGUUUUCAAGAAGUAGCCAAUCUUUCAGCCAGCAAAAUGCGGCUGAUUCAUAAUAUAGUUUAAGAUCUGGUAGGGCAAAUCCCCCUCUUUCCUUCGCAUCUUUUAAUAUCUUAAAUUUUAUUCUAGGCUUUUUGCCCUGCCAGAUAAAUUUGGAGAUAUCUCUUUGCCACCUCUUGAAACAGUCCAUUUUAUCCACAAUUUGCAAUGUUUGAAACAAAAACAACAUUCUAGGCAAUACAUUCAUCUUUAUCGCAGCAAUUCGGCCCAACAAUGAUAACUUCAAUUUUGACCAUAUUUCUAAGUCCUUCUUUACUUCUGACCAACAUUUUUCAUAAUUAUCUUUAAACAAAUUCACAUUUUUAGCAGUCAUAUGCACCCCUAAAUAUUUCACUUUGUUCACUAUUGUUAAUCCUGUCUCUUUCUGAAACCUCUCUUUCUCAAUCUCUGUAAGGUUUUUCUCUAAUACCUUAGUUUUCAUCUUAUUCAAUUUAAAACCUGCUACUUGGCCAAAUUCUUGGAUUAAUUGCAAUACUCUUUUUGUGCUAGAUUCUGGCUCCUGUAAUGUCAAAACUAAGUCAUCAGCAAAAGCUUUCAAUUUGUACUGUUUAGCUCCGAGUUGUAUACCUUUAACCAAUUGGUCUUUUUUAAUCAUAUUGAGCAAAACCUCCAGGACCGAUAUAAAAAGCAGUGGGGAGAUUGGGCAACCCUGUCUUGUUCCUUUCUCUAUCUUAAAUUCUUCUGUGACUACAUUGUUCACAAUGAGCUUAGCUUUUUGUUCCGAAUAAAUUGCACCUAUACCAUUUUCAAAACUUUGGCCUACCCCCAUCCCCUGCAGAUUUUUCUUCAUAAAGUUCCAAGAAAUAUUGUCAAAAGCUUUCUCUGCAUCUACAAAUAUUAAAACCGCUUUGGUAUUAAUAUUAACUUGCAGUUUUUCUAAAAUAUUAAUAAUAUUCCUCGUAUUAUCUGACAGAUGUCUCCCCGGGAGAAAGCCCGCCUGAUCUUUAUGAAUCUCUUUCACCAAUACAUUUUUUAAUCUUUUAGCCAUAAUUUCCGCAAAAAUUUUGUAAUCCACAUUAAGUAGGGAUAUGGGACGGUAGUUCUUCAACUGUGUCUUUUCCACUUCAGUUUUUGGUAUAAGUGUAAUGUAUGCUUCUUUCCACGACUCGGGUGCUUUUCCUCCCGUAGUAUUUCAUUGCAAAGUUCUUUCAACGGUUGCAAUAACCAUUCUUUCAAAGAUUUGUAGUACUUUGCAGUUAGACCAUCCGGUCCUGGAGAUUUGCCCAAUUUCAUAUUCUGAAUGGCUCCUUCCACCUCUUGGUCAGAUAUUAUAGAAUUUAAUAUUGAUUUGCUCUCUUGAGAUACUUUUUGUAAUCCAUUAUUUUUCAAAAACCGAUCAAUGUCUGAUUCUUUCUGGGUCUCCUGCGUAUAUAGCUGUUUAAAAUAAUUCUGAAAGCACUUCCGAAUCUCUCCAGGAUUCUGUAUGUUCUUCCCUUCUACUACCAAGUUCGUGAUCGUAUUCAGCUUUUGUCUUUUUUUCAUUUGCCAGGCCAGUAAUUUCCCACACUUAUUUGCCGAUUCGAAGGUCUUUUGUUUCAUCUGUUUAACCUUCCAUUCUAUCUCCUGAUUCAUCAGUUUCAUAUAUUGUACUUGAUAUAGCUUUAUCUCUUUUAAGAUCUCCUGUGAGUUCAGUUUCACCCUCAGCCUUUUUUCUCCAUCCUUAAUUUUCUCCAGAAUUUUUUCUCUCUUCUCAUUUUGAUAUCUUUUCCUAAUUGCAUUUUGUUGUAUCAGAAAUCCUCUCAUCACCGCUUUGCUGGCAUCCCAAAUCACUCUUUUUUCGGUCGUAAUGUUCAUAUUUAUCUCAAAAUAGUCUCUCAAGCUUUUCUGGGCCUUUUUAAUAAUUUCCUCAUUCCUAAACAAGGAGUCAUUCAUCCUCCAUCUAAAAGCUCCAAUUGGCGUUGAUAUCAUUUCAAUCUUUACUGGAUUAUGAUCAGAGCAAAUUUUCGGGCAAAUCACCGCUUUUUUUUAUCUUAGGGGCCAGUCCUCUAGUAAUCCAGAUUUGGUCUAUUCUUGUCCAUGUCAUUUUUGCUUCAGAGAAGAAGGUUCCUUCUCUUUCCAAGGGGUUCUUUAUUCUCCAAAUAUCCACAAGAUCCAUAUUGUCAGUCAUUUCAAAAAAAGUCUUUGGUAGUCUUCCAUCAUUCGUCACCGUUUGUCUUUGGGCUUUAUCCAUAUUUGUAGACACUACUCCAUUCAUAUCUCCCAUCAAGAUAAUGUUGUAGUCCAAAUAAUCCAGAAGGGUUUCGUGCAGUUUUUUAAAGAAUUCUGAUUUUCCCUCAUUUGGUGCAUAGACACCUAAUAUCAAAAAACUUCUGUCCUUGAAACUGAAUUUCAAUUGCUAUAUAUCUUCCUUGGUCAUCUUUAAAUAUGAAUUUUGGUGACAGGCUUUCCUUUGCAUAGAGUACUACUCCUCUUUUUUUCACAUUAUCCGAUGAAAUAAAUUCUUCUCCCAAUCUUUUGUUUAUCAAAAUUUUCCGGUGUAGCCUUGUCACAUGCGUCUCUUGUAAACAAAUCAAGUCCAAAUGUUCUUUUUUCAAUAUAUGAAAUACUCUCCCCCUUUUUGCCGAUGAAUUCAUGCCAUUAAUAUUCCAGCUUAAAACUUGAAGUGUCAUUUUGUACUUACUCUCCUUCUCCUCCAACAGCCCCAAGAAGUUUGUCUAUAUCUGUCGGUGGCGUUGGUUUCGCUUUUUUUUGCAAACUCUUAUCCGGUACAGCAGUGUCUUUUCCCAAUCCUUUCUGUAGAUCUUCUUCGUAUGCACUCAAAAACUUGUUCUUUUCCUCCACUGAUCUUAUCUUAGUCUUUCUUCCUUUAAAACUAAAGGAUAGACCUUGAGGGAAUUCCCACCUGAAAAGAAUCUUGUUUUUUCUCAACAAGGCCACCAAGUCUCCAAAAUCUUGUCUUAGGUCCAAAAGAUGUUUUGGUAUAUCUUUAAAAAUUUCCACUUUUGAUUGUAAAAUUGUCAAAGGUUUUUCGUAGUGCAGGCCCAAAAUUUUGUCCCUUUCUUCUUUAGAACGAAGAGUAAUCAAACAGUCCCUUAUUUUAAUCUUUCUUCCUCCUUUCCCCAAUCUGAAGGCCCUCACAAUCUUAAAGUCCUCUUGUUUCAAGUCCAAUUUCCAAAAUUCCACAAAUUCUUGUGUCAAAAAGUCUAUCAAGGUGCCUUUCUCCAAUUCAGGAACAGCUCUAAUUCUUAAAUUGGUUUGUUUGUCUUUGAGAUCGAUCAUAGACAACGUUAACUUAUGUUCUGCAAUCUCUUUCUGUAGGUCUGGUACCUUCUCAGUUUCCAAUUGCCCCAAUUUAAAUUCCACAGCAGCAGUCUUUUCCUGUAUAGACUUUGAGUCUUGCAGUAAUCUCUGGAUAGAUUCCGUAUUGCUGUUUACCUUUUUCUCCAAGUUAUCUAGUGUUUCUGUGUUUAAGUCAAUUUUUUUAUUAGCAAUGUCCACUUUCUGGUUCGUUUCUUCCACUUUCCUAUUCGUCUCCUCCACCCUUGUACUAAGUUGUUGUAAAGAUUCAUUAAUCUUAGCCAGGGCAUUGGCUAAAAUUUCCUCAGACAUUCCACUAGACUUAGAUUGUGUUGCUGAUGUAGGCAAGCCAGCAGAUGAUUGCCUUCGAUGUCCCCAAGGUUUCCCAGAUCUCAAGACUGACGGGUCUUGAGAUUUCUGGCCAUCUGCCAUAACAAAGUGAAGGUCAAAUUCUUUUCCCACGUAUGCUGUUCCUGUUUACAAAUGGAAAAUUCCUUUACUGUAAUUUCAGGGAGUCCCACUAGGUGGACACUGUUACCACCAAACCAGUUACUGUCCUUCUAAAAUGGCAGGAAAGAGAAACUAAGUAGAAAAACAAAGAAGGAGAAUCCACCAUGUAUCUUUCCAGUUAUUUUCCCCAACGAAAUUGGCCACAGUAUAUCCUCCUUACAGCCAACAGAUAGCGCUGACAGCUUUUGACAGCUGAGACGUCUCACUGACAGAUUGCUCUUAAAAUCUUUAAACAGUCCGGUAGAUACAAGCAAAACCUUUUCCUUUAUCCCUCCGAAGGGUAGAUUCCACCAAAGUUCUCAGGUCAGAAGAAAACACUUAUUUCAAAUCAAUUUUCCCACGUUUAGCUCCAAGUCUCUAUGCUUUAUUCUGUUUACAAUGCGGGGAAGCAGACUUCCUGUUUGCACUUCCCACCGCGGUAGCCAAUUUUAACGUUGUUUUGCUGCUAAAACCUUUCCGCUUUUAAUCCAAUUAGUCCAAUUAGUCCAAUUAAAGCUCUUUUAAUCCAAAUCCUCUACUCACGAUUUGAAAUUUCAGUCCAAAUGUUCCAGGAAUAAGUCAGUGCUCUCCAGCAACGGCAACACGGCUUCGCUCCGUGAAAGCAGCGAUCCACUCACAGCACCGCGCUUCUCCCCCGCUCCGUUCCGAAGCCUAAAAAAAGGGCUUCCUCGCGAGUUGGGGGGGCGCUCCAAGGUGCCCGCCGAGUCUCCACGUUCGCAGGCUUCCGCGCCUGCGAUUUCUAAGGGUCCCCGCUUCGUCGUAGCGCACAGGACCCGAUUUUCACGGAGCUAUCCCCUCCGAGAUCAGAGGAGAUCAGCCAUUUGCUACUGGCGCUGACCGGAAGUCCUGGGUGCAGUAAAGAUCUACCUAGGCGUCCAGAUAGUGAGAACUGAGGAUGGUAGCUUCUUGCUCAGUCAGAAAGGCAAGAUUGAGCAGUUGCUUGAGAAGUUCAGAAUGUCCGAUUGUGCAGGAGUUCGGACACCCAUGGAGACGAACUUAGUGAAAGAUAGCCAGCAAGCAGAAAGUGCUGAGUUUGAGAAUGCUGAGCUCUUUCAGUCAGCUCUAGGUAGUCUGUUGUAUCUGUCCCAAUGGAGCAGACCAGACAUUGCCUUUGCUACCAACCUGCUAAGUAGGGAAGCGUCAAAGCCCAGUGUGAGUGCUUGGCACGGUAUCAAGCGGGUACUGCGCUACCUGCAGCAUACCAAAGACUUCUGUCUUAAGCUGCCAGCUGAAGGUGAGGCGAAGCUCACAUGCUAUGCGGACAGUGACUGGGCGAAUUCGCAGGACCGCAAGUCUGUGUCUGGGUUGGUGGUAAAGUUUGGGAAGUCACUAAUUGGGUGGAAGUCCCGGAAGCAAAGUCUCAUUGCGCUGUCUUCUACUGAGACUGAAUUCAGUGCACUGUCAGAUUUGUGCCGGGAACUAGAGUUCUAUAGAUGCUUGGUGCAAGAGAUCUAUGGGGAUUGUAGUUUGCCCAUCAUGGUUUGGGAGGACAAUCAACCUUGUUUGAAAUUGGCUGAAUCUGCACAAUUUAAGACCAGAACCAAGCAUCUGGACAUACGUUUCCAAAAUGUGUGUCAGAGUGUUCAGUCAGGUUUGAUACUGUGCCACUCAUAGUAACUUGGCCGACGGAUUUACCAAACCUUUAAGCUUCCAGCGUCAUGGGGAGUUUUGUGGUGGUUUGGAGUUGGGGGUAAGUUCUGUACUUACUUUCCCCACAGUAGCGCAGGGCGAGAGGGGGUGUGAGGAGAACCUGAGCUUACAUGGUUAAACAGCUCAGAGUGUACGCCCUGCCUACUAUUGGGAGGGGGGAGAUUCUGCGUCAUAUCCGAGAGUCUAAACCCUUUGUUCUCUCUACUUUCGCUUUUGAGGAGAGUGGACGUGUUUUCACGAUGCUGUUUGACAAUGGAUAGUCUGCUGUAAAUAAAAACUGCUUCUAGCUGCUAAUAUCCUGAGUGGACUUUAUUUAAGCACACUGAAGAAAGCACUGAAGUUUGCAGCUUUCUCUUACUGCUUAACUCUGCGUUUGCUCAGAGCAUCGGAAUGUGGCCCUUUGAAGUGCGGAGGCCUGGCCGGUAGCUGCGCAGCCGAAGCGGGCUGGACGCCAGGACUUAUCUGAGCAAUAAAUCUUCUUCAAUCUCAAAUCACAGUGGCAGUUAGCAUUAGUGUUAACCUGCUCCAUUGCCCCUUUCAUCCAGCUUAAUGUAGUUCGCUUUAUGGGAAAGAGCUUCUGAAUUUCUACACACCCACACACUCCCAGCAGAAUAUUUGGGAAAAUGCGAGGCUUGCUAAUUGCUUGAUCUUUUGUUGCUGUGUUUUUAUUACUUUCAGAAAGGCUUAACCUAAGUCCAGAUUAUUCAUGCCGGGGACCCUCAUUCUCAUGCCUGUCUCCCUUUGUUUGUUUGGUUUUUUUUUAAUAAUUUUUUUUAUUAAAGUUUUAAACAAAUAAAAAAGAAAAACAACACACACACAAAAAAUACAAAACUUAACAAUAAAAACACAAAACAUAACAAUUAAAAACAAACUCUCUUUUCCAUUUCCAAUUUUAAAUUACUUAUUUUCUGGACUUCCUCAUACCUCCCUCUUUUGUAUUCCAAUCCACAUUAUUUGUCCAUUUCUUUUCCACUUUUUUAAUCCCAAUCUUUAAUUUAAUAAAACGUUAAAAUAUAUAACUUCAACUUUUUUAAACCUAAUCCUUGAUCUUAAUGUCAUAUAGCUUUAAAUUUUUCCCUUUUAUUAUCAAAUUUCCAUUUCUUUAAACAUCUUUAAUCUUGAUCUUUUAAUCUUAAUCUAUCCUUAACUUUAACCUGUACAGCUGGAAACCACUUGUUUUCAGUCCAACAUCACUCUAACAUUCCUUAAUUUUGCAGUGUUUCUGAAGAUAGUCUUUGAAUUUCUUCCAGUCUUCCUCCAUCGACUCUUCUGCCUGUCUCCCUUUGAAGGUGACCUUCAACUAAUCCAGAAUGCAGCAGCCAGACUGGUGACUGGGAGCGGCCGCCGAGACCAUAUAACACCGGUCUUGAAAGACCUACAUUGGCUCCCAGUACGUUUCCGAGCACAAUUCAAAGUGUUGGUGCUGACCUUUAAAGCCCUAAACGGCCUCGGUCCAGUAUACCUGAAGGAGCGUCUCCACCCCCAUCGUUCUACCCGGACACUGAGGUCCAGCACAGAGGGCCUUCUGGCGGUUCCCUCACUGCGAGAAGCCAAGUUACAGGGAACCAGGCAGAGGGCCUUCUCGGUAGUGGUGCCCUCCCUGUGGAACACCCUCCCACCAGAUGUCAAAGAGAACAACAACUACCAGACUUUUAGAAGACAUCUAAAGGCAGCCUUGUUUAUGGAAGCUUUUAAUGUUUGAUGUAUCACAGUAUUUUAAUAUUCUUUUGGAAGCCGCCCAGAGUGGCUGGGGAAGCCCAGCCAGAUGGGCGGGGUUAUAAAUAAUAAAUUAUUAUUAUUAUUAUUAUUAUUAUUAUUAUUAUUAUUAUUAUUAUUAUUUCUUUCCAGGCAGACCCUGUGAUGGUGUUGAAUGAUGACAACACCCUUGUGAUCCUCUCCAACCGCCUCUCUGAAACGGGAGCCCCUCUGCUGGAGCAGGGGAUGAUUGUAGGGCAGCUGACUCUCACAGAUGCGCUUAUUAUUGGCCACUGCAACAACCAGGUGGGAUCCUGUACACAAGACUUUCGUCCCAUGUCACAAGUGGGGUCAUUUUAUAUCAAGCGAUCCAACUUUUUUACCUCAUGUCAUCCAGUUUUUUCCUUAAUACUUUGUAUACUUGUUGAAUGA